Molecule: messenger RNA, 82444 nt
Organism: Coregonus sp. 'balchen'
Lineage: Eukaryota; Metazoa; Chordata; Actinopteri; Salmoniformes; Salmonidae
Source: the annotation of a GenBank genome assembly
AUGGACUUAGGUGCCCGCUACGUCGGUAGAGUGCCUUGGUCACGGUUUAAAGAGCCGUAUUAUUCCACCAAUGCUGAUGCUAACACAAUGCAGUGGCUAAUAGGCAGAUUACAUAGUCAAAGGGCGUUAGUGCUCAUUGUUUCUAAAGUACUCCCUCACCUACAGUAGGGACUUAGCUGAGGUCCAAAUCCGCCCACUGUAUGUUUUGUCUUUUGUCCUCCACAAGAGUGUUUCAAAUGUCAAACUGAUUACAAGGAAGUGAGUUGAGCAAAGGGGAACCUACCUUGGCUAUCGCUUUUGUGUGAGUGAAGGUCAUUUCAAUGAGACUUACACACUUAUGCAUGCGCACGCACACACACACACAGACAGACACAAACACACACACACACACACACAUCAAUAGAGCUGCCCGAAUUAGCAUAGUAAUGUGCUUCAUUGCGUCACACUCCUUCUAAUCGAUUACAUAUGGUCAUCCAGUGUGUAUAGCCGCAGACGUUUAUACCGCCACUCUGUUUGGUAAUCAUUUCCAAAAGCAUUUCCUCUGAGCCUCCACUGUUUGCACACAGUCUGUUAUACUACUGUAUGUCUGUACACCAGACUGGGGGUCAGAACAGAAUAUUGCUUUAUAUUCAGCAGAUGAGUAGUGGGACCUGAUAUGCAAUAAUCCAGUUAAUGUGAACUAACCUUUUGUAUUGGCCAUUUUACAUUUUUAUUCAAUAUCAGCUAUGUGUGAAAUGGCACCAUUUGUUGGAUUCUCGUAGCCAAGCAGCAAGUAAACAGGCCCCUGUAUUCGCGGUAUGCUCAAAUUAAUAUCACGGCACAAAUCCGUACCCAACUACCUCAGAAAUAGAUACGCCGCCCACCCCUUUCUCUGACCAAUCAGUGACAUGAAUCCAUCAAUCAUCUACCUGGGAGAAAAGAAAAAUGGACGUAUUCCAGAUCACUAAACUCAUAAUACACUUGAAUAUGUUUGACCUCCAACUUUUCAAACAAGCUGCUGAAUGCACCAUACAGUCUGAGGCAGAUCUGUGGAUACCCCUGUUUGAAUACCACACUCAUCAUUCUGAGUGGCAUACUGUAGCUUUAUAAAUCAUUUAGCAGAUGCUUCUAUCAAAAGUGACUUAUAGAACUGUCAAUGUUGUGAAUAUAGUGACACAUUGUAGAGUGGAGGUAAGGAUGGCAUCAUAAACUCAGUUAGUGGAGGGUCGGACGAUGUGAUGGCAAGAGAGGCAUGAAGGCCUAAAGUGUCCAUUUCAGAGGUUUUCACGUGGGUUUAAAAAGUUAAUAGACAAAGCCAGAGUAGUGCUUGUGAUUAAACCUCCUUAAUUACCCAUGGUAUAAUGGCCUUUCGUACAUGCGAUUCACAUUGGGGAAUACUGACAUGUCGAUGGUUUCUCUUACAAAAGAGAUGUCCUUUCAAUGAGAUUACCCUGAAUAAAUAAUGUGGUCUUCUGUGGCUCAGUUGGUAGAGCAUGGUGCUUGCAAUGUCAGGGUUGUCGGUUCAAUUCCCGCUGGGGCCACCUACAGUGCAUUCGGAAAGUAUUCAGACCCUUUUCCUUUUUCCACAUUUUGUUACAAUACAGCCUUAUUCUAAAAUUGAUUAAAAUCAUAAAUACACAGUGGGGGAAAAAAUUAUUUAGUCAGCCACCAAUUGUGCAAGUUCUCCCACUUAAAAAGAUGAGAGAGGCCUGUAAUUUUCAUCAUAGGUACACGUCAACUAUGACAGACAAAUUGAGAUUAUUUUUUCCAGAAAAUCACAUUGUAGGAUUUUUUUAUGAAUUUAUUUGCAAAUUAUGGUGGAAAAUAAGUAUUUGGUCACCUACAAACAAGCAAGAUUUCUGGCUCUCACAGACCUGUAACUUCUUCUUUAAGAGGCUCCUCUGUCCUCCACUCGUUACCUGUAUUAAUGGCACCUGUUUGAACUUGUUAUCAGUAUAAAAGACACCUGUCCACAACCUCAAACAGUCACACUCCAAACUCCACUAUGGCCAAGACCAAAGAGCUGUCAAAGGACACCAGAAACAAAAUUGUAGACCUGCACCAGGCUGGGAAGACUGGAUCUGCAAUAGGUAAGCAGCUUGGUUUGAAGAAAUCAACUGUGGGAGCAAUUAUUUAGGAAAUGGAAGACAUACAAGACCACUGAUAAUCUCCCUCGAUCUGGGGCUCCACGCAAGAUCUCACCCUGUGGGGUCAAAAUGAUCACAAGAAUGGUGAGCAAAAAUCCCAGAACCACACGGGGGGACCUAGUGAAUUACCUGCAGAGAGCUGGGACCAAAGUAACAAAGCCUACCAUCAGUAACACACUACGCCGCCAGGGACUCAAAUCCUGCAGUACCAGACGUGUCCCCCUUCUUAAGCCAGUACAUGUCCAGGCCCGUCUGAAGUUUGCUAGAGUGCAUUUGGAUGAUCCAGAAGAGGAUUGGGAGAAUGUCAUAUGGUCAGAUGAAACCAAAAUAAAACCUUUUGGUAAAAACUCAACUCGUUGUGUUUGGAGGACAAAGAAUGCUGAGUUGCAUCCAAAGAACACCAUACCUACUGUGAAGCAUGGGGGUGGAAACAUCAUGCUUUGGGGCUGUUUUUCUGCAAAGGGACCAGGACGACUGAUCCGUGUAAAGGAAAGAAUGAAUGGGGCCAUGUGUCGUGAGAUUUUGAGUGAAAACCUCCUUCCAUCAGCAAGGGCAUUGAAGAUGAAACGUGGCUGGGUCUUUCAGCAUGACAAUGAUCCCAAACACACCGCCCGGGCAACGAAGGAGUGGCUUCGUAAGAAGCAUUUCAAGGUCCUGGAGUGGCCUAGCCAGUCUCCAGAUCUCAACCCCAUAGAAAAUCUUUGGAGGGAGUUGAAACUCUGUGUUGCCCAGCGACAGCCCCAAAACAUCAUUGCUCUAGAGGAGAUCUGCAUAGAGGAAUGGGCCAAAAUACCAGCAUCAGUGUGUGAAAACCUUGUGAAGACUUACAUAAAACGUUUGACCUGUGUCAUUGCCAACAAAGGGUAUAUAACAAAGUAUUGAGAAACUUUUGUUAUUGACCAAAUACUUAUUUUCCACCAUAAUUUGCAAAUAAAUUCAUUAAAAAUCCUACAAAUUGAUUUUCUGGAUUUUUUUUUUCUCAUUUUGUCUGUCAGAGUUGACGUGUACCUAUGAUGAAAAUUACAGGCCUCUCAUCUUUUUAAGUGGGAGAACUUGCACAAUUGGUGGCUGACUAAAUACUUUUUUUUCCCCACUGUACACACAAUAUCCCAUAAUAACAAAGCAAAAGCAGGUUUUUAGAAAGUUUAGCAAAUGUAUUACAAAUAAAAAACAGAUACCUUAUAUGCAUAAGUAUUCAGACCCUUUGCUAUGAGACUCGAAAUUGAGCUCAGGUGCAUCCUGUUUCCAUUGAUCAUCCUUGAGAUGUUUCUACAACUUCAUUGGAGUCCACCUGUGGUAAAUUCAAUUGAUUGGACAUGAUUUGGAAAGGCACACACCUGUCUAUAUAAGGUCCCACAGUUGACAGUGCAUGUCAGGCCUUUAUGGUAGAGUGACCAGACAGAAGCCACUCCUCAGUAAAAGGUACAUGACAGCCCGCUUGGAGUUUGCCAAAAUGCACCUAAUGGAUUCAGACCAUGAGAAACAAGAUUAUCUGGUCUGAUGAAACCAAGACUGAACUUUUUGGCCUGAAUGCCAAGCCUCACGUCUGGGGGAAACCUGGCACCAUCCCUAUGAUGAAGCAUGGUGGUGGCAACAUCAUGCUGUGGGGAUGUAUUUCAGCGGCAGGGACUGGGAGACUAGUCAGGAGCGAGGGAAAGAUGAAUGGAGCAAAGUACAGAGAGAUCCUUGAUGAAAACCUGCUCCAGAGCGCUCAGGACCUCAGACUGGGGCAAAGGUUCACCUUACAACAGGACAAUAACCCUAAGCACACAGCCAAGACAACGCAGGAGUGGCUUUGGGACAAGUCUCUGAAUGUACUUGAGUGGCCCAGCCAGAUCCCGGACUUGAACCCGAUCAAACAUCUCUGAAGAGAUCUGAAAAUAGCUGUGCAGCGACGCUCCCCAUCUAACCGACAGAGCUUGAGAGGAUCUGCAGAGAAGAAUGGGAGAAACUCUCCAAAUACAGGUGUGCCAAGCAUGUAGCAUCAUACCCAAGAAAACUUGAUGCCGUAAUCGCUGCCAAAGGUGCUUCAACAAAGUACUGAAUAAAGGGUCUGAAUACUUAUGUAAAUAUGAUAUUUCCGUUUUUGCUUUGUCAUUAUGGGUUAUUGUGUGUAGAUUGAUGAGAACAAACUAUUUAAUCAAUUUUAGAAUAAGGCUGUAACCUAACAAAAUGUGAAAAAAUGUAAGGGGUCUGAAUACUUUCCGAAUGCACUGUAUAUGAAAAACUUAUGCACGCAUGACUAAGACGCUUUGUAUAAAAGUGUCUGCUAAAUGGCAUAUAUUAUAUACACUGCUCAAAAAAAUAAAGGGAACACUUAAACAACACAAUGUAACUCCAAGUCAAUCACACUUCUGUGAAAUCAAACUGUCCACUUAGGAAGCAACACUGAUUGACAAUAAAUUUCACAUGCUGUUGUGCAAAUGGAAUAGACAACAGGUGGAAAUUAUAGGCAAUUAGCAAGACACCCCCAAUAAAGAAGUGGUUCUGCAGGUGGUGACCACAGACCACUUCUCAGUUCCUAUGCUUCCUAGCUGAUGUUUUGGUCACUUUUGAAUGCUUCCGGUGCUUUCACUCUAGUGGUAGCAUGAGACGGAGUCUACAACCCACACAAGUGGCUCAGGUAGUGCAGCUCAUCCAGGAUGGCACAUCAAUGCGAGCUGUGGCAAGAAGGUUUGCUGUGUCUGUCAGCAUAGUGUCCAGAGCAUGGAGGCGCUACCAGGAGACAGGCCAGUACAUCAGGAGACGUGGAGGAGGCCGUAGGAGGGCAACAACCCAGCAGCAGGACCGCUACCUCCGCCUUUGUGCAAGGAGGAGAAGGAAGAGCACUGCCAGAGCCCUGCAAAAUGACCUCCAGCAGGCCACAAAUGUGCAUGUGUCUGCUCAAACGGUCAGAAACAGACUCCAUGAGGGUGGUAUGAGGGCCCGACGUCCACAGGUGGGGGUUGUGCUUACAGCCCAACACUGUGCAGGACGUUUGGCAUUUGCCAGAGAACACCAAGAUUGGCAAAUUCGCCACUGACGCCCUGUGCUCUUCACAGAUGAAAGCAGGUUCACACUGAGCACAUAUGACAGACGUGACAGAGUCUGGAGACGCCGUGGAGAACGUUCUGCUGCCUGCAACAUCCUCCAGCAUGACCGGUUUGGCGGUGGGUCAGUCAUGGUGUGGGGUGGCAUUUCUUUGGGGGGCCGCACAGCCCUCCAUGUGCUCGCCAGAGGAAGCCUGACUGCCAUUAGGUACCGAUAUGAGAUCCUCAGACCCCUUGUGAGACCAUAUGCUGGUGCGGUUGGCCCUGGGUUCCUCCUAAUGCAAGACAAUGCUAGACCUCAUGUGGCUGGAGUGUGUCAGCAGUUCCUGCAAGAGGAAGGCAUUGAUGCUAUGGACUGGCCCGCCCAUUCCCCUGACCUGAAUCCAAUUGAGCACAUCUGGGACAUCAUGUCUCGCUCCAUCCACCAACGCCACGUUGCACCACAGACUGUCCAGGAGUUGGCGGAUGCUUUAGUCCAGGUCUGGGAGGAGAUCCCUCAGGAGACCAUCCGCCACCUCAUCAGGAGCAUGCCCAGGCGUUGUAGGGAGGUCAUACAGGCACGUGGAGUCCACACACACUAGUGAGCCUCAUUUUGACUUGUUUUAAGGACAUUACAUAAAAGUUGGAUCAGCCUGUAGUGUGGUUUUCCACUUUAAUUUUGAGGGUGACUCCAAAUCCAGACCUCCAUGGGUUGAUACAUUUGAUUUCCAUUGAUAAUUUUUGUGUGAUUUUGUUGUCAGCACAUUCAACUAUGUAAAGAAAAAAGUAUUAAAUAUGAUUUUCAUUCAUUCAGAUCUAGGAUGUGUUCUUUAAGUGUUCCCUUUAUUUUUUUGAGCAGUGUAUUCUUUUAUAUUAAAUAAAGGUUCAAUAAGAAUACACAACCAAAUCAAUUGAAUUAUUUUAUUUUUCUCGUGGGGGACUUGGAGGGCUGGUGGCCUGGCGGUUGGGAGCCUGGGCCGGUGGCUGGUGGAUCGCUGGUUCGUGUAACUGUUUUUGACAUUGUGGGAGAUCUGUCUACGUGCCCUUGAGCAGGGCGUUGACCCUGGUUGCUUCUGUGGGUCGCUCUGGAUGGGAGUCUGUUAGAUGACUAAUGUGAUGUAGAUGUUGAGCGGCUUCACUGCAAGUAGAUUGUAUGUUUUAAAUAUUCUAAUAUUAAUUUGUGUAUUUUCUGUUUUGUUUCCCCAGACACUUCCUCUUUAAAACGGGCACAGGAACAACCCCUUUCUUUGGCACAGCAACCCCAGGUUACACCAUGGCAACAGGGGCAGUGUACUCCACACCGGCACGCCCACUACCCAGAAACACCCUCUCCAGAGGGGCUUUCAAGUUCAAAAAGUCACCCAAGCACUGUUCCUGGAGGUGCACCGCCCUGAGCGCAGUGGGCGUGGCUGUCCUGCUGUCAAUUAUCCUCUGCUACUGUAUAGGUAACUAUAGCCCCUCCUUAUUGACAUUAUUGUAUUCGUCUGUAGUUAACCAUGACCCUUCCUGCUUGCACUGUACUGUGUUGAUUAUGUAGUGUAGCUAGCCACAGCCCCCCCCUAAGUAUAGAAAAGAGCAUAAGAGCAAUCAUCCCUAGAUCCAUGGACAACUAUGGGUACUACAACUAUUUUCAAAGGCCUUUCAAAUAUAUUAUCCUUGCAAAUAUAAAAUACUUGCUAUUCAACCUUAGUGGUGAAACAACCUUCAGUUCUCAGGAGAGACUUCCUGACAGCAUCCAACACACUACAACACAGGAUAUCUGUUACCCUUUCCAAUUGGUUAAACGAUAGACUUUCUGAUAGACAAGUUGACUUGACUGAAUGGCUUUGAGUCAGCUGAAUCAGCGUCGACUGACGGCUUUCUAAGCUGUGCUAAAAUUGUAUCUUCUCAUUGGUUGCAUUGCUCUUUCAGCAUCAUCUUGCUGAGCAGAUAUAGCAGAUCUUAGGAUUUUAUCCCACCUGUUGUCGUAUGUCAGUCGAGAACAGAGACAUUUCCCGAUGACACAGUCGUGUUUGAAUCUGUCAGAUCGUGGCAGUUCCACUGACAAGGGCUCUGCAUCAUCCUGUUAUUCUGAUAAAAGGCCCACAGAGUGGCAUCACUGACAGCAGGUUAGUGUUUUUCGUCAUAAAUCUUGUUCUGGAGGCAGCUCUGCAGAGUGGUCACUAGCUAGCACAGCCACAAAGUCAUAAAAUCUGAUUUUAAACCAAACCUUAAACCUAACCUUAACCACACUGCUAACCUUAAUGCCUACAAUAUAGCCAAUUUUGACUUUGCAGCUGGCCUAUCGAAGGGGAAAUCGCUCAGUUCUGCCUCCAGGUCAAGACUCAUGACAAACGUCAACCUGCUCAAUGACAUGACCCAGUCCUAUCCAUAGGAGCCUUGAAAGACUGUUUAAAUCCACCUCGACACCCUACAACAAGGGGGGGGCAAAGUACAGCCCGCGGGCCGUAUCUGGCCCGCCGGGCACUUCAAUCCGGCCCGUGAGAGAUUUUUAAAAUAUAUUAAAUAUUAUUAUAUUUUAGUUACGAUUUUUUGCCUAAAAUUACUCAUUCCAUGAUAUACAAACAACCUCCAAUAGAUGGCGCUGUAGCCUGGCAGCGCGCUCUGUAUUUGGGCCUACAGUCAGAUUCAGAAUGCGCUCAGUCGUCAUAGCCACUUCAUUGCUUGACAACUUUUGACGUGAAAAAUGAGUGCUGCGAAAAUGAGAAACGUGAACUCUGAAUGAUGGGAACAACCAGGGAAUCUACCGUGGAGCAAACUGACAAACGUCACAAGAGAUGGAUCACCAAAUCUAACCGGUAAAAACAUUGGCCUACUAAAAAGAUUACAAGACAAAGUAAAAGAAGAAAGCCCUAACUCGGAGGAAUUUAUAUUUCUUCACUGUAUUAUUCAUUAGGAAGCCCUGUGUAAAAGUGUGUUAAAGCUGGAAAAUGUUGUGAAAGUGGUUGUAAAACUUGUCAACUUUAUACGGGCAAGGGGGCUUAACCAUCGUCAGUUCAUUCAGCUGAUCAAUGACACAGAGGCAGAGCACCAGGACUUGUUGUACCAUUCAAAUGUGCGCUGGCUAAGCCUGGCAAAAGUAUUUUGCCGUGUAUAUCCUUGUUACGGUUGAUAAAGCUGACGACUUCUCCGAGUUGAAAGACACAGACUGGCUGAACGACUUUACUUUCUGUGUGGACAUAUUGGGGCAUCUGAACGAUCUAAAUGUGAAACUGCAGGGAAAUUGUGUUUUUUUGCAUGAACUGUAUUCCAAUGUGAAAGCAUUCAAGGCCAAACAUAUAUGUUGUUCUCCAGACAAAUGAGUAGCCGGUCUCUCGCUCAUUUUCUGACACUGGAAUUGCAGUGCCGCACUGAGACAUACAGUAGCACUUUUAUCGACCUGCAUGCUGAGUUUUCUCGCCGCUUCUCAGACUUCACCAAGAUUGAGACUGAGCUGGAGCUUGUAUCAUGCCCCCUGUCUUUCGACAGUGAGAAAGCACCACCAGACACACAAUUGGAGCUCAUCGACAUCAAUGUGACAGUACUUUGAAGGAGAAGUACAAAACAGCAACAAUAGACCAGUUCUAUGGCUCACUGAAUUAAACAACGUUUCCAAACAUUAAAAAGCACGCCCAAAGGAUGCUUGUUUUAUGUGUGUGAACAAACGUUCUCAGUCAUGAAUUACAACAAAUCCCGUCCCAGGUCAAAUUUAACAAAUGACCACUUGUCAGCUGUUCUGAGAAUCUCUAUAUCAAAGAUGACACCAGACUUUGAUGCCCUUGCCAAGAGAGGUGACAUUGUUCACAUUAAGACUUGAAUAACCGUGACUUGGGUAGGCAAGGAUUAUGCUUUUUCAUGGUGAUGGUUAUGCAGUGAGAAUUAUCCAGCAAUGCACUUGGAUACAGGUAAUAACUAAUCAGUCAGAUUUGGGCUGAAGUGAAUGGAUAACUGUAAAUAUGGCUCACAAUGGAGAUGAGAAUUGUUCCUUAAUAUGCUUUCAAAAACAGACCAUUCCAAAUGAAACGGAUGCUCUUACCAUAUGUUUCACUCAAAUUUUAGAAUAGUUUUUUUAACACAUCGGCUGUUACAUUUUGCAUGUCUCCAAUCAUAGAAUAAAUAUAUAUAUAUAUAUAUAUAUAUAUAUAUAUAUAUAUAUAUAUAUAUAUAUAUAUAUAUAUAUAUAUUUUUUUUUUAAAGUUUGCAUAUUGUGACUGUAAGUUUGAUUGUAGUUUACAAGGGUAGAGAUGCAGGAUCGGUGUGUGUGUUUGACUAUGUCUGUGAUUAUAUAAAUUAUAUCAAUUUUGUGAAAAAUGUGUUCACAAUAAACAAGGGUAGAGAUGGUACAAGGGUAGAAUUGUUCUGCAAGCAUAUUUACACUAGUUGUUGCGUGUCAAUGUGAAAAUGAUUAAAGGCUUCACAUGUUUUGUCACGCAUAUAGAAUGGGGCCCUUCAAAAACUCAAUGUGGCCCUUGAGCCAAAAGGUUUGCCCACUCCUGCCCUACAAUGACACUGUCUAGAGAACAACACUCCCAGCACCCUACUGACAACAUUUGGUUAUCACACGGUUGUCACUUGUCAUGACUGACCUUCUCACAACCUAUUUGUAACAUUGUGACAAUGUCAUGUGUUGAUGGGGCAUAACCCCCCCAAAAAGGGGAACUAUUCUAAGAACUUGAAAGCCUUCCUUUCCAAAGCAUUUUGAGAAGGAGCGAGGGGAGAGGAUGCGAGGAAUCGAGAACUAUAAGACUUCCUGGUGCAACAAAAUGUCUUCCAGGAAGUGCUUUCAUCUUUUUCAUUAGCACAUCAUCCUCCCCCAUAGGACAUAAUUCCCCCUGGUUUUUACAGCAUGCAUCAAAGAUGACUUCUCAAUAACCUCUAGCGGCUUGACCACAGCGAUAAAACAGGUGGAGAUUUAUCUGUCCUAACUGUCUUCCUGAGUGAUACACACUCUUAAUCUUGGUCUGUGUGACUUUCUCCUGAACUGCCAUAGGAUUCACAGGAUGACAUGCUCGUAUAUAGAGAAAUAUGUCUGUGUAGAAAUGAUGCAAUGGAGAAGACCGGGGAGAGUGAUCUCCAUAGCAGAGGGCCAUAAAAGUGCCAUAUCGAUAUCCAUGUACGUUAUCCCUUUAUGAUCUGGACCCUGUUUUUUUUAAGCGAUUCCUGUUUUUAUUGUGCUCUAACUUUCAUGUGAUUUUAAUGUGCGUGUUUUGUGGGUUGUCUUGUUUCUGGAUUCCGCUUGUACGGCUUAUGAGUGUGCCGAUGGCUUAAGGGUGUGUGUGUGUUUGUGUUCGUGUGGGCCUGUGAGUGCAUGUGUGGGAGUUCCUAUUGGUGUGAGUGUGUUAGUUGAACAGAUAUAGGCCUUCUUUGCCAGUUGCCUCAGGUUGAGUUUUUCACCUUCCUCUCUUUCAUCUGCAGCCAAAACACCUGCCAGGUGCGAUGUCUUAAAUAGCUUCAGUAUACACUUGUACACUUUGCCUCUGCCAGCCCCCAGAUAAGAAACAUAGUCCCACACAUACAUACAAGCAAACUCACAUGCACUCUCACAUGGUCUCUUUCUCUCUCUUUCUCUCUGUCUCUCGCGCACAUACGGUACAUUAGCAAGUCAAGUCAGUAAAUAGGACAGACUGCGUUGUUCUGUAUUUCAGAAAACAACUAAACUGAACAAAAAUAUAAACCCAACAUGUAAUAUGUUGGUCCCAUGUUAAAUGGGCUGAAAUAAGAGAUCUCAGAAAUGUACCAUAUGCACAAAAAGCUUAUAUCGCUCAAAUGUUGUGCACAAAUGUGUUUACAUCCCUGUUAGUGAGCAUUUUAGCCUUUGUCAAGAUAAUCAUCCACCUGACAGGUGUGGCAUAUCAAGAAGCUGAUUAAACAGCAUGAUCAUUACACAGGUACACCUUGUGCAGGGGACAAUAAAAGGCCACUCUAAAAUGUGCAGUUUUGUCACACAACACAAUGCCACAGAUGUCUCAAGUUUUGAGGGAGCGUGCAAUUGGCAUGCUGACUGCAGGAAUGUCCACCAGAGCUGUUGCCAGAGAAUUCAAUGUUCAUUUCUAUACCAUAAGCCACUUCCAACAUCGUUUUAGAGAAUUUUGCAGUACAUCCAACCGGCCUUACAACCGCAGACCACAUCUAACCACGCCAGCCCAGGACCUCCACAUCUGGCUUCUUCACCUGUGGGAUCGUCUGAGGGGAGGGGGGGUGCUGAGGAGUAUUUAUGUCUGUAAUAAAGCCCUUUUGUGGGGAAAAACUGAUUCUGAUUGGCUGGGCCUGGCUCCCAAGUGGGUGGGCCUAUGCCCUCCCAGGCCCACCAAUGGCUGCGUCCCUGCCCAGUCAUGUGAAAUCCAUAGAUUAGGAUCUAAUGAAUCUUUUAAAAUUGACUGAUUUCCUUAUAUGAACUGUAACGCAGCAAAAUCUUUAAAAUUGUUGCAUGUUGCGUUUAUUUUUGUUCAGUAUAACUGACACCAGUUUAUUUAGUAAAUAUUUUCUUAACUCUUUCUUGAAAUGCAUUGUUGGUUAAUGGCUUGUAAGUAACCUCCCGGUUCAAAUCCAGGCUCUGUCGUAGCCGGCCGCGACCGGGAGACCCAUGGGGCGGCGCACAAUUGGCCCAGCGUCGUCCACGGUAGUGGAGGGAAUGGCCGGCAGGGAUGUAGCUCAGUUGGUAGAGCAUGGCGUUUGCAACGCCAGGGUUGUGGGUUCGAUUCCCACGGGGGCCAGUAUGAAAAAAUAUAUAUAUAAUAAUGUAUGCACUCACUAACUGUAAGUCGCUCUGGAUAAGAGCGUCUGCUAAAUUAUGUAAAUGUAAUGUAAAUGUAAACAUUUCGCAGUAAGGUCAAACAAAGACACCUGUUGUAUUCGGCGCAUGUGACAAAUAACAUUUGAUUUGAUAUGCAUCCAUCCAAUUCUCCCAACUUUUCUCAAAUGUAUCCCAUUCUGCAUUCUCUCUGAUUCCACUGCAUUGUUUUAAAAAAGUGUGUUUAAAAAAAGUUUUGCUUCAGAUCAAACCACUCAGAAAUCCGAAAUGGGGGAGUUUGGCCUCCUCAGCAUGGCUUCCCUGGCAAUCUUUGAAGGAGUCUCACCCUCUCACUGUGUUCAUAGAAGACCAAGUCUCCCCAAACAACAAGACACAGCUUGAUAGCGUCCUAUUCAGAGACAGGGGUUGGAGGAAUAAAACGGCAUUUUGGUUGGUUACGCAAGACUAGACUAGCAAAACUAGAUAGUUUGAGGCUCGAAGCCACUUUUACCCUCUGACACGUAAAUACACACAAACAAUUGGGUUUUCUGAUAAUUGUUUUAAAUGUAGGGCUGUGUUUGUUUUGAAUUGCUUGCUUUGUAUUAGAGGAGUUGAGGAGUAGACCCUCAUCUGCCUCCUCCUGUCUGUUUGGUAACAAAUGUUUGGGUUUUUAAAUACAACGUCCCGCUGCGCUCUUUGAUGCAGUGCUGUUUGUGUCCUGACACUAGUGUGCCUAAAGAGCCACAGCAGUGUUCCUCCUCUCCUCAGUAUUGAUUGUGCUUGCUGUGUCUGGGCCCUGUUGGGUUUUAAAGUAGAGCACUUAGCCUACAUGGGGAACACCCAUAGUAAGCUAACCUAGUACAAAAUAAUUCCCACUCUUUAGUAUUUCUUAGACAUUGAAGAUGUAGGGCCAUAUAGAAGGAGGGAAGUGAGUCAUGAUCACUUUAAUGUGAUUAAUGCAGAGGGGACAAGGCUACCCUUGGCCACACAAUGAUGUAUUGUCUGAACUCUUUUUCCUGGAAAUGCUGUCCAGCAAGUGUUGUGUCUUAACGAUUUGAUCAUUUGCCCUAACCCUAUUAUAUUCCACUGUUUUGUUCACAUUACAGCAAUGCACUUUUUCGGCCUCAACUGGCAACUUCAAGGAACAGAAAACCAACCCACGUUUGAGAAUGGAGUGGUGAAGGCUUUGCCCACUCAACCAAGCAUAUUGACAGUACUCUCAGCUGACUAUGGUAAGGACAUUAGCAAAACCUAUAGCAUAUUCCGAUAGCUCUUUACCUACUUGUUAUAUAUUUAGCAUACAUUUGGGGAAGGAACACAACAUAUGUCUAUGUUUUUGAAUAUGCUCGUAGCCCUAAAUUGCACUGGAUGCUUGUUUGUUUGUUCAUUCGGCUUGCUAAUGUGAUGCAUUUGUCUCAGCACAAAAAUGGUCCCAAACAGUAGCCUAGCCUAUACAGUAGAUACCUUCUGAAUUGUAAUCGACAGAGUCCAGAUAGCUUUGCACAACCUAAUCAUUAUACUGUACCCCAUUCAGCCUUUACCAGUAGAGGUCUGUAAUUUUUUUAUGUGAUGUCUGCCACGUGUGCCACCUUCCUUCACCUUUACAGCAAAAGGCCACUGACUUAACCUUUGCACAUUAUUAGGUAUUUAAGAUGUACAGCCAUGAUGGUAUUAAUUGGGUUUGAGGAGGCAGAUGAAAGCUCAGUGUGAUUUAAACUGGGCUAGAUUUAAAAUCUCGUAAGUAGUGCUAAGGAAGAUAGCAGGAGGCUCGUUUGGGAGUGUUUAAAGGCAAUCGAUAGCAGGUCAUUUUCUCUCUGGAGGUAAACGUGUCUCUGUACGUCUUCAUUUUGGAGUCGAGGUAAAGUGACAGGAAAGGUCCUCCUGCACAAACACCCUCAAACAAAGAUAGAAAACACACACAUUAUAUAACCACCUUAACUACCUUCACAGGUAUUAACGGAGCACCAAAAGCACAAAUGGUCUUGGUUUUUAUGGUCUUUGUUUUAAACUGUGAAAUGGGAAGCUGACAUAACUACAUAGUAUGAAAAAUGUAUGCACUCACUAACUGUAAGUCGCUCUGGAUAAGAGCGUCUGCUAAAUGACUAAAAUGUAAAAUGUAAUGGAUUCAUAGCAAGAAUUUUGGAUUAAUAUUGUCUGUCUUAAUUUAAAUUCCGGAGGGCCAUUGUGAGAUAAAAUGUAAAUCAUUUUUUAUUUACAUUUAAUUUCAAUAGUCCUGCUUUAGUUCCACUCAUACGUUUAUCCUAAGUGGUUUUUAAAAUAAAUAUCAGGCAAACAUAUUUUAACAUUAAUGCUUUGAGCAUAACAUCACUGUACACCGAAGUAAGGUAUUUAACUUUUCAUUUGAGAAUGAGUCAAAUCUAAUUUUAUUCGUCACAUGCUUCGUAGGUGUGGACUAACAGUGAAAUGCUUACUUACGGACCCUUCCAAACAAUACAGAGAGAAAGAAAAUAGAGAAAUAAUAGAAAAGUAAACACGCAAUAAUAAAAGUAAUAAUAGAGACACAAUGAGUCACGAUAACUUGGCUACAUACACAGGGUACCAGUACCGAGUUGAUGUGCAGGGGGUACGAGGUAAUUGAGGUAGAUACUGUAUCACAGGAGGUUGGUGGUACCUUAAUUGGGGGCUCGUGGUAACGGCUGGAGCGGAAUUGGUGGAAUGGUAUCAAAUACAUCAAACCGAUGGUUUCCAUGUGUUUGAUGCCAUUCCAUUUACUCCGUUCCAGACAUUAUUAUGAGCCGUCCUCCCCUCAGCAGCCUCCACUGUACUGUAUGUACAUAAUAACUAGGGAAAAAGUGACAGAUAGUAAACAGUAGCAGCAGUGUAUGUGAUGAGUAAAAAAAGUGAGUGCAAAAAGGGUCAAUAGUCCGGGUAGCUAUUUGGUUAACUAUUUAACUAACUAUUUAGGAGUCUAAUGGCUUGGGGGUAGAAGCUGUUCAAGGUCCUGUUGGUUCCAGACUUGGUGCAUCGGUACCGCUUGCCGUACGGUAGCGAAGAGAACAAUCUAUGACUUAGGUGGCUGGAGUCUUUGACAAUUCUUGGGGCCUUCCUCUGACACCGCCUGAUAUAGAGGUCCUGGAUAGCAGGGAGGUCCACCCCAGUGAUGUACUGGGCCGUACGCACUACCCUCUGUAGCGCCUUGCGGUGGGAUGCCGAGCAGUUGCCAUACCAGGCGGUGAUGCAACCAGUCAGGAUGCUCUUAUUGGUGAAGCUGUAGAACUUUUUGCGGAUCGAGGGCCCAUGCCAAAUCUUUUCAGCCUCCUGAGGGGGAAGAGGCAUUGUCGUGCCCUUUUUACAACUGUGUUGGUGUGUUUGGACCAUGAUAGAUCCUUAGUGAUGUGGACACCGAGGAACUUGAAGUUCUCGACCAGCUCCACUUCAGCCCCCUCAAUGUGAAUGGUGGUGUGCUCGGCCCUCUGUUUCCUGUUGUCCACGAUCACCUACUUUGUCUUUCUGACGUUGAGGGAGAGGUUGUUGUCACGGCACCACACUGCCAGGUCUAUGUCCUCCUCCCAUAGGCCAGGGAUCAUCAAUUAGAUUCAGCUGCGGGACGAUUUUCUUCUUGAGCUGAUGGUCAGGGGGCCGGUACAUAAUUACAAAUAAUUUGUAGACUACAAAUUGACCGCAAGAACGGUCCCCUGUUAUAGGCUGUCUCAUCGUUGUUUGUGAUCAGGCCUACCACCGUCGUGUUGUCGGCAAAUUUAUGUUUGAUUGUAACUCAGGCAGAGUCAUGUUUAAGUGGGUGUCUUUGCAGCUACAUUAACCUUUAAAAGCAUCACUUCCCAAUCCUUAUCAUGUAUUGUUACAGUACUGUACCAGGUAAUGUAUCAACUAUUACGUUUAGUGAAUCACCAGUACCACACAAAAGAUAGGGCAACAAAUGGCAAAACGAUCUGUUCCAGUCUCAUAAUGGAGCAACCAGCUAGGGUCUAUUUGAGUGAGAAUAAAGAAGUUUAUAUCAUCAACUGAAUUUGUACCAGGAAGUAGAAAUACCUUGAACUACUGAAGCUGACUUGUAUUUCCAUGUUUGACUGUGCUGUAUCUAAUGAGCAAGACUCAUAUCUAUGAGGGCCAGCGAUAUAGACUGUGAGCCAUGUGUCUGUAUCAUAUCAAAUCAAAUCAAGAUUUAUUUAUACACCACAUUUCAGACAUGGAAUGCAACGCAAUGUGCUUCACAGGAAAAAACGAAUAAAAAUAAACUAUGAAAAUAAAAACAGAAAUAUUUACUACACAACAAACAUAAGAGGAUAAAAAACAAAAGAAUAACAGUAAAACUGAAGGACUAAAAAGCACCCUAAGGAAAAGCAAAGCUAAAAAGGUGUGUUUAAGAUCUCUUUUAAAUGUCCACAUUUUCGGCCCCCCUCAGGUUCUCUGGUAGGCUUUUCCAGAGGCUGGGGGCAUAAUAACUAAAGGCUGUCUCCAUUUUAUUUAAAUCAAGGUGAUAUUGAAAAUGUUAUCAUUUUGCCGAAAAUGGGUUCACAGAAUAGAAGAACAGAUGUUUGUGAAACUGUAACUGUGGUUUCAGAGCGCUUGUAUAGGUAUAGUUUUCGAAUAUGGUGAUGAACGGUAAGUGCUCUCUCUUACUCCCCUCCAGGCAGGACUGGUGCGGCCCAUCAAGAAAACAACUCCAUUGACACCGGGCAAGUGGAAGUGGGCAGGAGGGUAGAUCAGGGAAUACCGCCGGGGGUGUUCUGGCGCUCUCGGCUGGCUAUGGAACAGCCGCGCUUCCUCAAGUUCAAUAUCUCUGUUCAGAAGAAUGCACUGGUUGGGGUCUACGGGAGGAAGGGUCUCCCACCAUCUCACACACAGGUAAAUGGUACAUCUGUUGAGUAGGGUGGAAAAAUCUGACUGUAUGAUUUUUGCAAAAUGACAUAGAAAUCCACUGCCAUGCUUAGAAUAUUUGUCUUUUCAGUUUUAUUUUUUACAAAGUAAAGUGUUUUGUGAAGUGUCACAAGACAAAGUUUUAUUUGUAGCGCUGUUCAUCAACUGAAUGACCAGAUUCUAAUACUUAAAGCAGGGAUCAUCGACUAAAUUCAGGAGUGGGACGAUUAUUCCUUGAGCGGAUGGUCGGGGGACAGGAACAUAAUUACAAAUAUUUUGCAGGCUGCAAAUUGACUGCAAGAAGCCCAAACAGAUAUAAUAUUUCACUAAAACAUUAUCAUUUCAAACAUUGCUUACAUUUGUAUAUGAUUACGUGUCUCUCUAUUAUGUGUGGGAAUAAUUGGGAACAGAUUUCCAAAAUUAAAAUCAAUUGGAGCUCAUUUCCUGGUAUUUUUAGUCUUAUAUAUCCAACAAUAAAAAGUACAUACACUACCAGUCAAAAGUUUGGACACACAUACUCAUUCAAGGGUUUUUCUUUAUUUUUACAAUUGUAUAUAUUGUAGAAUAAUAGUGAAGACAUCAAAACUAUGAAAUAACACAUAUGGAAUCAUGUAGUAACCAAAAAAGUGUUAGAAAAAUCAAGAUAUAUUUUAUAUUUGAGAUUCUUCAAAUAGCCACCCUUUGCCUUGAUGACAGCUUUGCACACUUUUGGCAUUCUCUCAACCAGCGUCACCUGGAAUGCUUUUCCAACAGUCUUGAAGGAGUUCCCACAUAUGCUGAGCACUUGUUGGCUACUUUUCCUUCACUCUGCGGUCCAACUCAUCCCAAACCAUCUCAAUUGGGUUGAGGUCAGGUGAUUGUGGAUGCCAGGUCAUCUGAUGCAGCAUUCCAUCACUCUCCUUCUUGGUCAAAUAGCCCUUAGCCUGGAGGUGUGUUGGGUCAUUCUCCUGUUGAAAAGUCGGACGUUUACAUACACUUAGGUUGGAGUCAAUAAAACUUGUUUUUCAACCACUCCACAAAUUUCUUGUUAACAAACUAUAGUUUUGGCAAGUCGGUUAGGACAUCUACUUUGUGCAUGACACAAGUAACUUUUCCAACAAUUGUUUACAGACAGAUUAUUUCACUUAUAAUGCACUGUAUCACAAUUCCAGUGGCUCAGAAGUUACACUAAAUUGACUUAGCCUUUAAACAGCUUGGAAAAAUCCAGAAAAUGAUGUCAUGGCUUUAGAAGCUUCUGAUAGGCUAAUUUACAUAAUUUGAGUCAAUUGGAGGUGUACCUGUGGAUGUAUUUCAUUGCCUACCUUCAAACUCAGUGCCUAUUUGCUUGACAUCACGGUAAAAUCAAAAUAAAUCAGCCAAGACCUCAGAAAAAAAAUUGUAGACCUCCACAUGUCUGGUUCAUCCUUGGGAGCAAUUUCCAAACGCCUGAAGGUACAUGUUCAUCUGUACAAACAAUAGUACUCAAGUAUAAACACCAUGGGACCACGCAGCCGUCAUACUGCUCAGGAAGGAGACGUGUUCUGUCUCCUAGAGAUGAACAUACUUUGGUGCAAAAAGUGCAAAUCAAUCCCAGAACAACAGCAAAGGACCUUGUGAAGAUGCUGGAGGAAACAGGUACAAUAGUAUCUAUAUCCACAGUAAAACGAGUCCUAUAUCAUCAUAACCUGAAAGGCCGCUCAGCAAGGAAGAAGCCACUGCUCCAAAACCGCCAUAAAAAAGCCAGACUACGGUUUGCAACUGCACAUGGGGACAAAGAUGACCAUCGUUGACCAUCAUGGAGGAAAAGGGGGUUGCUUGCAAGCCGAAGAUCAUCAUCCCAACCGUGAAGCACGGGGGUGGCAGCAUCAUGCUAUAGGGUUGCUUUGCUGCAGGAGGGACUGGUGCUCUUCACAAAAUAGAUGGCAUCUUGAGGAAGGAAAAUUAUGUGGAUAUAUUGAAGCAACAUCUCAAGACAUCAGUCAGGAAGUUAAAGCUUGGUCGCAAAUGUGUCUUCCAAAAGGAAAAUGACCCCACCCCAAAAUGGCUUAAGGACAACAAAGUCAAGGUAUUGGAGUGGCCAUCACAAAGCCCUGACCUCAAUUCUAUAGAAAAUAUGUGGGCAGAGCUGAAAAAGCGUGUGUGAGCAAGGAGGCCUACAAACCUGACUCAGUUACACCAGCUCUGUCAGGAGGAAUGGGCCAACAUUCACCCAACUUAUUGUGGGAAGCAUGUGGAAGGCUACCCGACAUGUUUGACCCAAGUUAAACAAUUUAAAGGCUACCAAAUACUAAUUGAGUGUAUGUAAACUUCUGACCCACUGGGAAUGCGAGGAAAUAAUUAAAAGCUGAAAUAAACCAUUUUCUCUACUAUUAUUCUGACAUUUCACAUUCUUAAAAUAAAGUGGUGAUCCUAACUGACCUAAGACAGGGAAUUUUUACUAGGAUUAAAUGUCAGGAAUUGUGAAAAACUGUGUUUAAAUGUUUAAAUGGCUAAGGUGUAUGUAAACUUCCGACUUCAACUGUAUAUAUAACAUUCUAUUGGUUUUGUAUAAUAAUUGGAAUUGGAAAAUUCUAAGUUUUGAAUCCGGUGUCUUUUUGUUUAUCAGCUCAUAAACCAUGUGCCAUGGAAUCGGUACAUCGAAAAUCUCUUCCCAACUAUUUUGCAAUCUAAAUUGCACAACUGUAAAGAAAAUUGUCCUUAAAAGAAACUGGUAUACUUUAUUUAUCACAGUUUUAUUUAACCAAUGUUGGUCUUUAAUGCAGGACCGACAGACAAGUUUCUUACUUUUUCCCCUUUCUACUUGCCUCUUCCAUUUUUGCGGUAAUGCUGCAAUUAGUUGGGUGUAAUUUUGGGUAGAGCAGACAUUUCCAUAUAUUUGUUUUAGCUGCAUGUGUGACAUACAGUGCGGGGAAUAAAGUAUUUGAUCCCCUGCUGAUUUUGUACGUUUGCCCACUGACAAAGACCAUGAUCAGUCUAUAAUUUUAAUGGUAGGUUUAUUUGAACAGAGAGACAGAAUAACAACAAAAAAUCCAGAAAAACGCAUGUCUAAAAUGUUAUAAAUUGAUUUUCAUUUUAAUAAGGGAAAUAAGUAUUCGACCCCUCUGCAAAACAUGAUUUAGUACUUGGUGGCAAAACCCUUGUUGGCAAUCACAGAGGUCAGAUGUUUCUUGCAGUUGGCCACCAGGUUUGCACACAUCUCAGGAGGGAUUUUGUCCCACUCUUCUUUGCUGGCUAGGCCACUCCAGGACCUUAAUGUGCUUCUUCUUGAGCCACUCCUUUGUUGCCUUGGCCGUGUGUUUUGGGUCAUUGUCAUGCUGGAAUACCCAUCCACGACCCAUUUUCAAUGCCCUGGCUGAGGGAAGGAGGUUCUCACCCAAGAUUUAACGGUACAUGGCCCCGUCCAUCGUCCCUUUGAUGUGGUGAAGUUGUCCUGUCCCCUUAGCAGAAAAACACCCCCAAACCAUAACGUUUCCACCUCCAUGUUUGAUGGUGGGGAUGGUAUUCUUGGGGUCAUAGGCAGCAUUCCUCCUCCUCCAAACACGGCGAGUUGAGUUGAUGCCAAAGAGCUCAACACUUUCACCCAGUUCUCCUCUGUAUCAUUCAGAUGUUCAUUGGCAAACUUCAGACGGGCCUGUAUAUGUGCUUUCUUGAGCAGGGGGACCUUGCGGGCGCUGCAGGAUUUCAGUCCUUCACGGCGUAGUGUGUUACCAAUUGUUUUCUUGGUGACUAUGGUCCCAGCUGCCUUGAGAUCAUUGACAAGAUCCUCCCGUGUAGUUCUGGGCUGAUUCCUCACCGUUCUCAUGAUCAUUGCAACUCCACGAGGUGAGAUCUUCCAUGGAGCCCCAGGCCGAGGGAGAUUGACAGUUAUUUUGUGUUUCUUCCAUUUGUGAAUAAUUGCACCAACUGUUGUCACCUUCUCACCAAGCUGCUUGGCGAUGGUCUUGUAGCCCAUUCCAGCCUUGUGUAGGUCUACAAUCUUGUCCCUGACAUCCUUGGAGAGCUCUUUGGUCUUGGCCAUGGUGGAGAGUUUGGAAUCUGAUUGAUUGAUUUGCUUCUGUGGACAAGUGUCUUUUACACAGGUAACAAAAUGAGAUUAAGAGCACUCCCUUUAAGAGUGUGCUCCUAAUCUCAGCUCGUUACCUGUAUAAAAGACACCUGGGAGCCAGAAAUCUUUUUGAUUGAGAGGAGGUUAAAUACUUAUUUCCCUCAUUAAAAUGCAAAUCAAUUUAUAACAUUUUUGACAUGUGUUUUUCUGGAUUUUUUUGUUGUUAUUCUGUCUCUCACUGUUCAAAUAAACCUUCCUAUAGACUGAUCAUUUCUUUCUGUGGGCAAACGUACAAAAUCAGCAGGGGAUCAAAUACUUUUUUCCCUCACUGUAUUUGUUCUGUCUUUUCUGGUGGAUUAAACUGAAAUUUAACCAAAUUUCUAUGGCUUGUUUUAAAAAUAGUGAUGUUUAUGAGAUGAUUUCAUUUUCGAAUAACCGAAAGUGAUAGGUUGUAAUCUGAAUAAAGGGGAAAAGGCACAUUUUUACUAAUCUGCUAUAGAACCAGUUUGAAUUUAAGUGUAACUUUUGUGUGACAGAAGCCUGAGAGGUCUAAUGCUUUAAUAUUUAAUAGACACAAAUUCCCCCACCACUGCCUUAAAAACGGUCUGUUAAAUUGCCAGGGAGAUAAAUCAAUAUGUUUAUGUAACUGAGCAUGAAAGACCCCAAUGAGAGAUAUUGACCGUUGGUUACAUUCACAGCCUGAGUUGAGGAACAACUUACCUACCCCACUUUUUUUUUUUUUACUCAAUUUGUUAUUGUCUUACUCUGCAUGAUUAAUCAAUUGUCUAAAACUAGGUUUUGUGAAGAAAUUAUCAACAAUAGUUUGAAUUCCCAAGCAGGGGCGGUGUGUUCAUUAGGGCGAUAUGGGCGACGCACUGCCAAACGGGAAAAGGAAGGGAUUUUUUUUCUAAUCAAUUAUAUCACGGCAACAGUAGUUAUCAGUGUUCUAAUCUAGACGUCUGAUCUGCCACUAAAUGUCCAAUCAGGCUAAAGUCGUGCUUCAAAUGGCCCCGCCCCUUUUGGGGCGAUUUCAGUCAGGUUGAAAAUAGCCCCAGAAGUCUCUCAUAGACUCUCAUGUAAAAUCUUUUUUUUUCAAAUAUCAGAGCUUUCAAUACAAUCUCUAUGGGUUCCGGGAGAACUUGCACUUACGCGCUUUCGUCAUACGUAACAUAACCAUGAACGUAACUAAGAAAAGAGCGGGUAGCAGCGUCAAUCAAUUCACGUACUACUGUCAAGAUGGCUAGCGUUCAGUGCAACUCGAUUGUCUUUUUGAAAGAAGUUCCUUUUUGUCGGCGAACAAAUCAAGAUAAAUUGGCAACGAAACAAUUAGGACCUCCCAGACCAAAUUUAAUAAUUCAACAUGUUUCUACUAAAGGGGGAAAGUCCUACACCCGAGGAUUUUCCAAAAAUUGGUACGAACGAAAAACCUGGCUAGCAGGCUGCGAUGUAGCUAAUGCAGUCUUCUGCUACCCCUGCUUACUCUUUCACCCUGAAGGCGGCACGGCAGACAGCACCGCUUGGACAGCGACUGGUGUAACGGACAUGCACCAUCUUUCAGAAAAGAUUAAGAAACAUGAGCUGUCAAAGACCCACAUGGAUAGCUGUUUGAGAUUGUCUGCUUUGGAGAGAGUGAACAUUGCCACUCAACUGGAUGAGGGAUACAGGCUAGCUGUCCGCCGCCACAACGAUGAGGUUAGCAAGAACCGCCACAUCCUCAGCUGGCUAAUCCAGUGUGUGAAGUUUUGCGGAGUGUUUGAGUUAGCUUUGCGAGGCAAAGAUGAAACUGAGGGCUCCACCAACCCUGGUAUUUUUCUUGGACUUGUCAACUUUGUGGCACAAUUAGAUGAGGUGUUUUAUGGAAAUGCAUAUUGUUUAUGCAGUGUUGAGGAAUGUGAAAGAACACCCUUGAUUAUUUUUACUGUGAUAACUUAUUUUGCUUCUGUAAGCCAACACUUUUGAGAUCAGUCAAUAAAUGCUUCUGGUAUUGACUUAUAUGCUGCCCCUGUCUUCAUGUUGUUGCUGGACAUAUCUUUUUUAAAAUGUGUGUAGGUCACCUAAAUCAUCAGAAAAAUUGCCCCCCCUGAGAAUUUUUUCAGGAGCCGCCACUGUUCCCAAGUACUAGCUAAUAAAUAUUUGUGGUUUAUUGGGUGGCCCAGCUAGGCUUGGCUUCUUGUCCAUUAUUAUUUGCUCCUAUUGUUAGAUUGAGAUGAGCCUUUGCCAAAUAAUCAAGACGCACACACUGGUCUGGGAGUAAAGGAAUGGUUGGGUUCUGUACUUCUUUUACUUGGCCCCCUGGCCACCAACACAAAAUGGCCUACAUCAGCAGGGUAAUAUCUCUUCUCUGCCCCUCAGCUCCUCUCAUAAGGGUUUAAACCACUGAGAGUUGACUUCGCUCACCCUUAAUUUAAUGCUGUAUUUCCUAUCCGUACUGAGUCAGUUGGAGAGUUGCUUUGUGUUGUGUUCGCUGCAUGUCCCAUUUCUGAUACUAAAUCCUUUUUUAAUGUGCUCUUUUCUUCUUUCAACACUCUGUUUUGUGUUUGUGUGAAUGAAACACAGUUAGCAUUCAGAAUGAAAAGGAUCAGUCUUCUGGAAAAUCUUUACUUCGACUCAAUUAAAUCGUGGAUAGCUCCUUUAAUGUCAAAUUAGAUACUUUUUUUAACAGAUAUUUUGCACCUGGAACAACAAAGAAUGUCACGUCAGCAUUUUUCAUCAUCUUAUGUCAAGUGACCAAUGAAUAAGUCCCAAUUGACGUCUCUGCUUGACCUUUCUUCAGUAUGACUUUGUGGAGCUGCUGGAUGGCAGCAGACUCAUCGCCAAAGAGAGGCGGGCUUCCACAGAGUCGGAAGCCAGGGGGUGGAUGGAGCACCAGGUCAGCCUGCACCAAGCUGGCUUCAUCCGGUACCUGGACUCUGGGGUGUGGCAUCUGGCCUUCUACAAUGACGGGAAGACCCCGGAGACAAUAUCAUACAACACCAUCAUCCUAGGUAAGGGACCACCCCUGUAAAAUGGGUGAGGAGGGCACUGUAGAUUUGUUAUGAAGUAUUUUUCCAGGGAAAGGUACUUAUUGGAGGUUAUUUUCCCCCAAGUUACUGAGUGAGCGUUCCUCUUUAGAGAAUGAAUGGAUAGUUGGCACUGGCAGGCCAGAUUACCACAUACAGUGGGGAGAACAAGUAUUUGAUACACUGCGACAUUGCAGGUUUUCCUACUUACAAAGCAUGUAGAGGACUGUAAUUUUUAUCAUAGGUACACUUCAACCGUGAGAGACGGAAUCUAAAACAAAAAUCCAGAAAAUCACAUUAUAUGAUUUUUAAGUAAUUAAUUUGCAUUUCAUUGCAUGACAUAAGUAUUUGAUACAUCAGAAAAGCAGAACUUAAUAUUUGGUACAGAAACCUUUGUUUGCAAUUACAGAGAUCAUUUGUUUCCUGUAGGUCUUGACCAGGUUUGCACACACUGCAGCAGGGCUUUUGGCCCACUCCUCCAUACCUUCUCCAGAUCCUUCAGGUUUCAGGGCUGUUGCUGGGCAAUACGGACUUUCAGCUCCCUCCAAAGAUUUUCUAUUGGGUUCAGGUCUGGAGACUGGCUAGGCCACUCCAGGACCUUGAGAUGCUUCUUACGGAGCCACUCCUUAGUUGCCCUGGCUGUGUGUUUCAGGUCGUUGUCAUGCUGGAAGACCCAGCCACGACCCAUCUUCAAUGCUCUUACUGAGGGAAGGAGGUUGUUGGCCAAGAUCUCGCAAUACAUGGCCCCAUCCAUCUUCCCCUCAAUACGGUGCAGUCGUCCUGUCCCCUUUGCAGAAAAGCAUCCCCAAAGAAUGAUGUUUCCACCUCCAUGCUUCACGGUUGGAAUGUUCUUGGGGUUGUACUCAUCCUUCUUCCUCCAAACACGGCGAGUGGAGUUUAGACCAAAAAGCUACAUUUUUGUCUCAUCAGACCACAUGACCUUCUCCCAUUCCUCCUCUGGAUCAUCCAGAUGGUCAUUGGCAAACUUCAGACGGGCCUGGACAUGCGCUGGCUUGAGCAGGGGGACCUUGCGUGCGCUGCAGGAUUUUAAUCCAUGACGGCGUAGUGUGUUACAAAUGGUUUUCUUUGAGACUGUGGUCCCAGCUCUCUUCAGGUCAUUGACCAGGUCCUGCUGUAUAGUUCUGGGCUUUCCCUCACCUUCCUCAUGAUCAUUGAUGCCCCACGAGGUGAGAUCUUGCAUGGAGCCCCAGACCGAGGGUGAUUGACCGUCAUCUUGAACUUCUUCAAUUUUCUAAUAAUUGCGCCAACAGUUGUUGCCUUCUCACCAAGCUGCUUGCCUAUUGUCCUGUAGCCCACCCCAGCCUUGUGCAGAUCUACAAUUUUAUCCCUGAUGUCCUUACACAGCUCUCUGGUCUUGGCCAUUGUGGAGAGGUUGGAGUCUGUUUGAUUGAGUGUGUGGACAGGUGUCUUUUAUACAGGUAACGAGUUCAAACAGGUGCAGUUAAUACAGGUAAUGAGUGGAGAACAGGAGGGCUUCUUAAAGAAAAACUAACAGGUCUGUGAGAGCCGGAAUUCUUACUGGUUGGUAGGUGAUCAAAUACGUAUGUCAUGCAAUAACAUGCAAAUUAAUUACUUAAAAAUCAUACAAUGUGAUUUUCUGGAUUUUUGUUUUAGGUUCCGUUUCUCACAUUUGAAGUGUACCUAUGAUAAAAAAUUACAGACCUCUAUAUGCUUUGUAAGUAGGAAAACCUGCAAAAUCGGCAGUGUAUCAAAUACUUGUUCUCCCCACUGUACAUACAUACACUAAUCAAGAAUUUAAACUACAUCUACAGACUAUAUGAUGCAAGCAUAAUUUGUUGAUUGGGCUGUGUGAAUUGUCUUAUGCAUAUUUUACGCCUUUACAUAGCAGGAAUAUCUCCAUCCCUUAGGACAGUCUCCUCAUGGUCGUGCUGGCUCACGAAUUGUGUUGUGGGAAAAGAGAAAACAGGCUGAGUUCAUGUUUUGCCUUGGGGAAUUCCGUCAAUCCGUUUCUAAAGAUAUGGAGUUAUCGAUAUCCAAUGUCAGAAUUGCCUGGAUCUCUUGAAACCAGGGUUUGGAACCAAAAUUAUUUUCCAAUCAUUUCGUACUGAAUAUAACCAUUAUUUUUCUCGUUCUGUUUCACUAUUCCGUCCUGCAAAAUAAAGUUCUGGACCGGAUCUAACCCAAAACAAGUAACGGUUUAUAUCGUUCCAUCUGUUCCUUUUUAAGGAUCUAAAAUUUAUUUAUUUUAUUUUAUUUAGCGCUACAUUAAAUUACUUCACCAAUCAGUGCGGAUAGACCUGCUUGCUAUGGAGCGGGCAAGCUAUAAUUGUUUAACUACAUGCAUUGGACAGACACAUUUUGCAGGUGGGGAGAGAGCGAGAGAAGGUGGGAUGUGCUGAUCUCGUCAUACUCUUAUUCUUAAUCGUACUCUUACACUUGAUACUCGUAAUUGGAUUUACUGGUGAUCGGGAAACACGGAAGUGCGCUUUAAAUGCCCGUAAAGCCUAUACCUGAAGUGAUCGCAUCUCCGAGCGCAUCAAUAUGUUAAUUCACUCAUUCACACACAUUGUUCAAAGGUAAACGACCUUGACAGAUGAAAAUGCACAGUAGGGCUAUUUACUUAUCAUUGAAAUAGGCUAAUAAAUACCCUAAUGCAUGGCUGUCUACUACUGCCUGCAUGUAUUCCAGACACAUAUAUAGAUGACAUUAGGCUAAUUCGCUUUCCCCAUAUAUUGUUUCACUUUCGAGAGUAGCAAAACGUUUCUCUCCCGACACUUAUGCUACAGCAUUUGUACAAUCAACAUAAACAUUUGUAAUUCUAUUUUUGAAUGAUCUGUCGCUCGGUAAACAUGCCUGGGCGAGAUUAAAUAAUAGCAAGAAGCAUGAGCUUGGAUCACAAGAUGGACAGGACAGACAAAGUAGGCCUACUAAACAACGCCAUUAGACAGACAAAAACAACCAUAUGGCCUCAGUCUACAGAAAAUAAUUAGAUUGAACAACAAUGACUAGCUACGGAUUCUGAUUCAUACAUUAUGUUUGGAGAAGGGGAGACUUGUGCCCUGAGACGAGUGACUGUGAGUGAGUGACUGAGUGAAACAUCAACUUGUGUGUCUGUCUGGGGAAAUGAGAGUAGACGGAGAGUGGCUUGUUCUAAUCCAAUCGUUGCAGCAGGCUCAACCGAUACUCCGCCAGUUUCUUUACAGACAGAAGAACUAGCCAAUAGUUAUUUGGAGCACACAGCGGAUAAUUACCCAAAUUAGUCGUGUCAUAAUCAUAUUCAGAAAAUAUCAGUUACCCGUUUUGUCCGAGUACUCGCCACACCCCUACUAACAAGCUUGUGUGUGAAGAGCGGCACCAGAAUUAAAGUAAAAACACGUCUUACAUUUUUGUAGUUAAUAAAUCCAAUGUGAAACAUGAUAACUGUAGUAUCCUUAACUAGCAUUGAAUAAGUUAAUCCAUUCUUCUCUAAUUAAAAAUCUCUCUCCCUAAUUUCUGAAUCACGCUUGUAACAUCAGUGGGCUAUGCUUCGGAGGGGCAGGUAGCCUACACAAGCGCACACACUGGCAAAGAUUUUCAGCUGGCAGGCAGGCACUGGAAUACGUUUCUAAAUGACAGAGUGAGGGCUUUGCAUAGGCGCUUUGUUGCAUUUUUUGUGGGACUGGAAAAAAAUGUCUGGAACAUAAAAUUAUGUUAUUAAUCGGUUCCCAUGCUUUUAAAAAAACGGUUCUGUUCCGGAACGGUAUAGAUAAUGUUUGUUCCCGGUUCUGAUUCCGGUUCUAAUAUUGUUUUUGAUGUCAUUCUUUUCCAGUUUUUGGUUCUGUUCCCUGGACCAGUUCCAACCCCUGGUUGAAACUGACCUCCUAGUAGUCUUCAAAAGAAAUAAAAACUAAACGAGCCCCCAGCCUAGGGGGAGUUCCCUUUAUGAGUGUGUUGUUUUAGCUGUGUGCUUAGGGUCGUGGUCUUGUUGGAAGGUGAACCUUCAGCCCAGUCUGAGGUCCUGAACACUCUGGAGCAGGUUUUCAUCAAGGAUCUCUCUGUACUUUGCUCCAUUCAUCUUUCACUCGAUCCUGACUAAUCUCCCAGUCCCUGCUGAUGGAAAAACAUCCCCACAGCAUGAUGCUGCCACCACCAUGUUUCACCGUAGGGAUGGUGCCAGGUUUCCUCCAGACGUGAUGCUUGGCUUUCAGGCCAAAGAGUUCAAUCUUGGUUUCAUCAGACCACUUGAGAGUCUUUAGGUGCCUUUUGGCAAACUCCAAGCGGGCCGUCAUGUGCCUUUUACUGAGGAGAGGCUUCCGUCUGGCCACUCUACCAUAAAGGCCUGAUUGGUGGAGUGCUGCAAAGAUGAUUGUCCUUCUGGAAGGUUCUCCCAUCUCCACAGAGGAACUCUGGAGCGGCCAGCUCUAGGAAGAGUCUUGGUGGUUCCAAACUUCUUCCAUUUAAGAAUGGUGGAGGCCACUGUGUUCUUGGGGACCUUCAAUGCUGCAGAAAUGUUUUGGUACCCUUCCCCAGAUCUGUGCCUCGACACAAUCCUGUUUUGGAGCUCUAUUGAUAAUUCCGUCGACCUCAUGGCUUGAUUUUUGCUCUGACAUGCACUGUCAACUGUGGGACCUUUAUAUAGACAGGUGUGCCUUUCCAAAUCAUGUCCAUUCAAUUGAAUUUACCACAGGUGGACUCCAACCAAGUUGUUGAAACAUCUUAAGGAUGAUAAAUGGAAACAGGAUGCACCUGAGCUGAAUUUCGAGUCUCAUAGCAAAGGGUCUGAAUACUUAUGUAAAUAAGGUGUUUCUGUUUUAUUUGUAAUACAUUUGCAAAAAAAAUUAAAAACCUGUUUUGGCUUUGUCAUUAUGGGGUAUUGUGUGUAGAUUAAUGAGAAAAAACAGUGUUUUAAUACAUUUUAGAAUAAGGCUGUAAUGUAACAAAAUGUGGAAAAAGUCAAAUGUGCUGUAUACUGUACAUCAAUGGAGGCUGCUGGGGGGGGGGGGGGGGGGGCGGCUCAUAAUAAUGGCUGAAAUGGAGUGAAUGGAAUGGUAUCAAACAAGUGAAAACCAUGUUUGAUUGGUAACCAUUUACUCCAUUCUGGCCAUUAAUAUGAGCCUUCCUCCCCUCAGCAGCCUCCUCUGCUGUACAUGUAUACAAUUGACUGAGUGGAAUUGUGGUAUACAGUAGCUGUAUAAGAUGGCGUAGUAUGUGACAACAUUGUAGUGAUAGGAAAUCCAAUCCAAGAAUCCAUUAUGUUGAUAUCGGAUGAUGUAAUACAAAUGUGGUUGCUACAUUUUAGAGAUAUGAUAUCUCAAUAAUGGCUGGUGUCAUUCUAGAAAGAAAAAUGUCUGUCCCAACAGAGUCGGUUAUGGAGUGCUCACACAACUGUUAUGGAAACGGAGAGUGUGUGUCGGGCUCAUGUCACUGUUUCCCAGGGUUCAUUGGACCAUACUGCUCAAGAGGUAUGUAUGUUCUCUUGUCACAUUCCUAGUCCAUGUAUUGAUAUCACAAUCAAUAAAUGGCCAUGCUUCAAAGGACAAAUAUUGGUUAUAUUGUCAGAAUUGAUUACCAUGUGCAUGUGACAUUUGUUAUUAAUUUAGGGUUAGGCUAAAGGCAGGGUUAGGGCUAAUGGUUCAAAUAAAAUAUUUGGAGAGAAAGUGUUGUACUCAUGUCUAUUGUAGCGUGGCCAGAUAAUGAUAGAUGUGUUGAUUUGUAUGCUUGUAUCAACACUACAGCUACACAAUGGAAUAAUAUACUUUACAAGAAGUUGUCAUAUAUACUUUUUAAUAACCUUGUUACUUCCAACCACAGCUGCCUGUCCCAUCUUAUGCAGUGGCAAUGGCCAGUACACCAGGGGGCGCUGUCAAUGCUACAGUGGAUGGAAGGGCACAGAGUGUGACGUGCCCACUACUCAGUGUGUGGACACCCAAUGUGGCGGCCAUGGGAUCUGCAUGUCGGGUAACUGUGUGUGCAAUGCCGGCCACAAGGGAAGCAACUGUCACCAAGGUACACCACAAGGAUAUUUAGUGUCGCCGUUUGAUUUCCCAGCCGGUCAGCGAUGUAUACAGUACAUAAACAGCUAAAACAAUUGCUUUUUUCAACUUCAUCAAGCAGAUAAUCCAUUGUGUUCCUGCAUUGAUACUUGCAUGCAUUAGCUCCCUCCAACCAUUUAGCUACCACAGCUAUGGAUUGGAAUUUAUUCUGAAUUGUGGUCCUCUGUAGCUCAGCUGGUAGAGCACGGCGCUUGUAACGCUAAGGUAGUGGGUUCGAUCCCCGGGACCACCCAUACACAAAAAAAAAAUGUAUGCACGCAUGACUGUAAGUCGCUUUGGAUAAAAGCGUCUGCUAAAUGGCAUAUUAUUAUUAUUAUUGUCCAUUCAGUGUGAUUGGUUCAGUGCACUCCAGUACAAGAAGCCUGUGAGAGUGACCUGACGUGUAAAAUGUUAUUGAGUUGAGGCAGUAAUUAAAUCGCAUUUUUGCGCUCAUUGUAAAGUGAAUUAAGAGAGAAAGGACACAUGCUAUUGUGGAAUUAUGCAGGAACGGUUGGACAAUGUUAUUAGUUGACAUGUUACUCAAACUGGGAUGGAUAAGGUCUUGCCGUAUAUGAUGAGCACCAAAUGAUUCUCAAUGAGUCGCUGAGAUCAAUAUAGACUACAUGACCAAAAGUAUGUGGACACCUGCUCGUCGAACAUCCCAUUCCAAAAUCAUGGGCAUUAAUAUGGAGUUGGUCCCCCCUUUGCUGCUAUAAACGAGUUUCAAUACCAUACAACACUCCUUCCGUAGCCUCCAACUGCUCUUAAACACUAGUAAAACUAAAUGCAUGCUCUUCAAUCGAACGCUGCUGGCACCCGCCCACCCGACUAGAAUCACUACUCUCUGCGGGUCUGACCUAGAGUAUGUGGACAACUACAAAUAUCUAAGUGUCUGGUUAGACUGUAAACUCUCCUUCCAGACUCACAUUAAGCAUCUCCAAUCCAAAGUUAAAUCUAGAAUUGGCUUCCUAUUUUGCAACAAAGCCUCCUUCACUCAUGCUGCCAAACAUGCCCUCGUAAAACUGACUAUCCUACCGAUCCUUUUACUUCGGCGAUGUCAUUUACAAAAUAGCUUCCAACACUCUACUCAGCACAUUGGAUGUAGUCUAUCACAGUGCCAUCCAUUUUGUCACCAAAGCCCCAUAUACUACCCACUACUGUGACCUGUACGCUCUUGUUGGCUGGUCCUCACUACAAAUUUGUCGCCAAACCCACUGGCUCCAUGUCAUCUAUAUAUCACUGCUAGGCAAAUCCUGCCUUAUCUUAGCUCAUUGGUCACCAUAGCAACACCCACCCGUAGUAUGCACUCCAGCAGGUAUAUCUCACUGGUCAUCCCCAAAGCCAACACCUCCUUUGGCCGCCAUUCCUUCCAGUUCUCUGCUGCCAAUGACUGGAACUAACUGCAAAAAUCUCUGAAGCUGGAGACUCUUAUCUCCCUCACUAACUUUAAGCAUAAGUUGUCAGAGCACCUUACCGAUCACUGCACCUGUACACAGCCCAUCUGAAAUUAGCCCACCCAACUACCUCAUCCCCAUAUUGUUAUUUAUUUUGCUCAUUUGCACCCAAGUAUCUCUAUUUGCACAUCAUCUCUUGCACAUCUAUCAUUCCAGUGUUAAUACUAAAUUGUAAUUAUUUUGCACUAUGGCCUAUUUAUUGCCUUAUCUCCAUAACUUGCUACAUUUGCACACACUGUAUAUAUAUUUUCUGUUGUAUUUUUGACUUUAUGUUUUGUUUACCCCAUAUGUAACUCUGUGUUAUUGUUUUUAUCGCACUGCUUUGCUUUAUCUUGGCCAGGUCGCAGUUGUAUAUGAGAACUUGUUCUCAACUGGCUUACCUGGUUAAAUAAAGGUUAAAUAAAUAAAUAUAAAUAAAAUAAGAGCCUCCACUCUUCACGAGCAUUAGUGAGGUCGGGCACUGAUGUUGGGCGAUUAGGCCUGGCUCGCAGUCGGCGUUCCAAUUCAUCCCAAAGGUGUUUGAUUGGGUUGAGGUCAGGACUCUGUGCAGGCCAGUCAAGUUCUUCCACACCAAUCUCAACAAACCAUUUCUGUAUGGACCUUGCUUUGUGCAUGGGGCAUUGUCAUGCUGAAACAGGAAAGGGCCUUCCCCAAACUGUUGCCACAAAGUUGGAAGCACAGAAUCGUCUAGAAUGUCAUUGUAUGCUGUAGCAUUAAGAUUUCCCUUCACUGGAACUAAGGGGCCUAGCCCGAACCAUGAAAAACAGCCUCAGACCAUUAUUCCUCCUCCACCAAACUGUUGGCACUAUGCAUUGGGGCAGGAAGCGUUCUCCUGGCAUCCGCAAACCCAGAUUUGUCCGUUGGACUGCCAGAUGGUGAUCCGUGAUUCAUCACUCCAGACAACGCGGUUCCACUGCUCCAGAGUCCAAUGUGGGCGAAGAUUUUUACGUGCUACGCGCUUCAGUGCUCGGUGAUCCCGUUCUGUGAGCUUUUGUGGCCUACCACUUUGCGGCUGAGCCGUUGUUGCUACUAGACAUUUCCACUUCACAAUAACAGCACUUAAAGUUGACCGGUGCAGCUCUAGCAGGGCAGAAAUUUGACCAACUGACUUGUUGGAAAGGUGACGUCCUAUGACGGUGCCACGUUAAAAGUCACUGAGCUCUUUAGUAAGGCUAUUCUACUGCCAAUGUUUCUCUAUGGAGAUUGCAUCUCUGUGUCCAUGAUUUUAUACACCUGUCAGCAACGGGUGUGGCUGAAAUAGCCGAAUCAACUAAUUUGAAGGGGUGUUCACAUACUUUUGUAUAUACAGUAUGUUGUAUGUGUUAGCUUGAAUGGCUGUACUAGUAAUAAGGUGGCUAUGGAACAUGUUCACGUGUUUAUUUGUUUAUAUCAUUAGGCUUUGAUUAAAUCAUCCAAUACACAGGGCUUGAUCCAUCUCUUUUCCUUCCUCCUGUUUUCCCCGUGUUUCCCUAGUGGACUGUGUGGACCCGACCUGCUCGGGCCACGGAGCCUGCCACCACGGUGAAUGCCACUGUAACCCGGGCUGGGGCGGAAUGGGCUGUGCGAUCCUGAGAAGCACGUGUCCUGAACAGUGCUCCAUCCACGGAAUUUUCCACACCGAGUCGGGAACCUGCGUCUGUGAGGCUAACUGGACUGGCUCUGACUGCUCUGUAGGUCAGACAAUACUCUCUUACUCUUCAUUAGGUUCAGCGGUCUGGCUUUGUGUUUUGUAUGUGUGACUUAGAGGAGGCUCCUCCAGUGAGGAAAAGGAUGAUUAUCCUCCUCAUUAAUAUUAGGAAUAUAGACCUUUUUCUUUGUAGGUACUUUACCAGUUUGAGGGUUGUGCUUUGGUUUUAGUAAUUGGUUCCUUGGUUUAAAGGACCAGGUGAUUAAUGCUCAAUGUCCUUCUCUAGAAUGGGGUUGUUUAGUUCAGUUUAAUCGCAGUGCAGAAUUAGUCCCUGCAUCUGCAGUUCACAGUUGGUGACCCUAAUUGAGUACCGUCAAAUUAGAACCUACUGGGUUUUUAACAAUCCAGAGCAAAGAUUGAUUGAGCAAUACAUUAACUUGAUUGUGCGAUUGAAAUCUGAGCGGUUUUGCAUAAGAGGGUGUACUGUAAGUCUGAGAUGACGGAUGAGCCGAAAACCUGGACUGCUGGGAGGGAAAAGGAAUGGGUGUUUAUAGAAACCGAGAGUUAUUGUCUUAAUUUAUUUACUUUUAGACACAUCCAAAGAAAGGCCAUUUGUUAUACUGUAAAAAAAACUUCAGAAAAUCAGGACACAGAGUCCCUCUUUCACAGCGUGAAACAUCCAUUGCUGGUCGAUGUAAAAAAUUAAAUUAAAAAAAAAAAAGACUUUGAAGGGAGCAGGUUUAACUUAAGCAGCAGUCCAAACUCUUGUGUUUGCCCACCUGGGUAGUAAUCGAGGUUUCUCUCUUAAUUAUCUCAGCAGUUCGACUUCAAUUAAAUAAACUUUAAUUAACAAGCGGUGUGGCAUAGAUUGACUACCCACUCCGACAUCACGCUGGAGUCAGGGGCGUGCUAAAAGCAGAUUAACACCUUUGCGCUAAUGAAAAAUUGAUUACAUGGAUUCUUUGGGAAGGGGGCAGGGGGCUUUGUAAUCGAACGCUCCCCCUCCAGAGGCAUGGUUAAUAUUCUGAAGUGUUGUCUAAGCAUAAUUAGAGACCCACCAAGGUCUCUCAAUCGAAGAAAACUCCAUUCAGAGGGAGAUGAAAGCAAACUCUUAAAAAAGUGCAAAUGCUAGUGAGAGAGAGGUGGUUUCGCUUGUAAGCGAACAACAGUAAAAUUAGUGAAUUUUGAACAGUGUUUUCAGAAAGUGUUCACACCCCUUGACUUUUCCACAUUUUGUUGUGUUACAAAGUGGGAUAAAAAAAAAAAAAAUCAUUUUUGGUCAACGAUCUACACAAAAUAUUCUAAUGUCCAUUUUAUUAAAGAAAUUAUGAAAAAUUAAAAACGAAUAACUAUAUUUUUGGUAAGUCUCUAAGAGCUUUGCACACCUGGAUUGUGCAAUAUUUGCCCAUUAUUCUUUUUUAAAUUCUUCAAGCUCUGUGAAGUUGGUUGUUGAUCAUUGCUAGAAAGCCAUUUUCAAGUCUUGCCAUAGUUUCAAGUUGAUUUUAAAACAAAACUGUAACUAGACCACUGAUGAACAUUCAAUGUCAUAUUGGAAAGCAACUCCAGUGUAGAUUUGGCCUUGUGUUUUAGGUUAUUUUCCUACUGAAAGGUGAAUUUGUCUCACAGAAAGAAGAUUGAACCAGGUUUUCCAAUAGGAUUUUGCCCGUGCUUUGGUGUAUUCCGUUUCUUUUUAUCCUAAAAAAACUCUGUAGUCCUUUCCGAUGACAAGCAUACCCAUAACAUGAUGCAGCCACCAUGCUUGAAAAUAUGAAAAGUGGUACUCAAUGAUGUGUUGUGUUGGAUUUUCCCCAAACAUAACGCUUUGUAUUCAGAACAAAAAGUUCAUUUCUUUGCCACAUUUGUUGCAGUAUUAAUUUAGUGCCUUGUUGAAAACACAAUGCAUGUUUUGGAAUAUUGUUUAUUCUGUAGAGGUUUCCUUCUUUUCACUCUGUCAUUUAGGUUAGUUUUGUGCUGUAACUACAAUGUCGUUGUUGUAUCUACAUUUUUCUCAUAUCACAACCAUUAAACUCUGUAACUGUUGUAAAAUCACCAUUGGCCUCAUGGUGAAGUCACUGAACAGUUUCCUUCCUCUCCGGCAACUGAAUUAGGAAGGACACCUGUAUCUUUGUAGUGACUGGGUGUAUUGAUACACCAUCCGAAGCCUAAUUAAUAACUUCACCAUGCUCAAAGGGAUAUAUUCAGCCUCUGCUUUUUAUUUUUAUUUUAUUUUUACAAAUCUACGAUUGAAAAACCUCCUUGAUCCUUUUGGUUGAAUCUGUGCUUGAAAUUCACAACUCAGUUGAGGAACCUUUAAAAGUAGUUGUAUGUUUGGGGUGCAGAGAUGGGGUAGUCAUUCAGAAAUCAUGUUCAACACUAUUAUUGAACACAGAAUGAGUCCAUGCAACUUAUGUGAUUUCUUAAGCACAUUUUUACUCCUGAACGUAUUUAGGCUUGCCAUAACAAAGGGGUUGAAUACUUAUUGACUCAAAACAUUUCAGCUUUUAAUUUUUUAUUAAUUUCAGAAAUGUUCUACAAACAAAAUUCCACUUUGAGAUUAUGAGGUAUCUCAAUUUAAUAAAUGUUUAAAUUCAAGUUGUAACACAACAACAUUUUGAAAAAGUAAAGGGGUCUGAAUACUUUCUGAAGGCUCUGUAUCCUUGAAAUGUUAACUCUCAGGAUAUUCACAAGGAUGGCAGUUGUAAUAGAUUGAUUGUGUUGAUAUCUUUCUAGACUUACUCACUAAUUAGUCAUUUAAAGUCACAAACUUUCACCUGUAGCCUACUUAGAGUAACUUUUUUCAAACCUGACUAGGUCUGUUCCUGCCAUCUGAACGGAUGUUGUGCUGACAUUUCAAAGUGUUCUGGAGCCUCUGAAGGCAAUACUGGGUCAGUUCCUGUAAAUACACCAUUCCUUUCAUGGUUUCAUGUAGUUUUCCCUCAAGAAUAGAAUGGAGCUUUUAGUGUGGGUUAUAGCAUGCCAGUGAAUGGAGCACUCACCUUGGGUCUCCUACUACCUGUGAAUUCAGUAAUUAGAGUUUCUCACCCACAUCAGGCCUGCUGCCUGACUACAUAGAGCCAUCUGUUUUAGUAGUUGGUCUUAGUCUCUUUGUGGUCCUCAGUGUCUAAAAUAAGUGUGUUGACCUGUGCCCCUGCUUAUUCAAAAGCCUGUCUAUUUAAAGAUGUAUCAAGCUAGCCUUUUACUUCAGUCUCUUUAGAAUGUUGUUGGAUUUAGCGUUCUGGGAUGAAGCUGAACUCAUUGGGGACAUAACAACUGACGGCCAACAUAAAAGCCUUGUUUAGUCUGCUCUGCCAGUUAAAUAAAUGAAAACGAAGCGACAACAGAAAAAACACAUUUGAUUAUUUUUUGGGGGGGGUGCAGGAAAAUGUGUUGUUCACAUCUGAACAGCAAAGCACAGGCUUUGUGCUUCUUUAUUCUAUCAAUAUGUAAAGAUUAGUUACACCACCACAGCUGAAUCGUAAUACACUGACUGCAGAAAAGGAACCAGAAGAGAUUUUUCACAAUGGGCCCGAUUCAGACUUAAGAAAUAUGUGCAUUUCCUAAGCACGCCAUUCCUACACACUUCUCAGUAGUUGGGAUUCAGACUUACCUUAUUCAGGAACGGGCUUUGCAGGCAUGGUUCCCUUGCGGGCUAAAAACCCUCCCACUUGCUGGCCAACAGAUUGUCUCGUGGAAUUUUCAUUCAAUAAGGUUUUCAGUAUAUUUAUCGAAAGUCAUCCCUUUAAAUUUGGUGUACCUCUUUAGUUUGAAUUUUCUCAACAGACUCACUAGAAUAUAUGGAGAGAACAGUUCACAAUAUUAGGGAUCAGUGAAAGAAAGCCAUGUAAAUGCACACAUAUUUAUCUCCUUUUCAGCUCCAAUUGGUCAAUUUAAAAAAACUCUGAUAUUGUAUAUUAUUUAGGGUUAGAAAAGUAUUUAUGAUUAAAACAUUUAUAAUAAUUUGGAAAGCCUUUACGCAGGAAAUGGAUUGGUAUAUCAAAAAUACAGUAGUUUGAUUCAUCCUGAAAGUUGCCAUAUUCAAUCGUUCAAUCCAUUAAAGGUCAGAAAAGUGUAUAAUAGGGGUUGAACAGCAGUCCUAUAAAUCUACCCUAAUAAUCCUCACUAAUCAUGGAACUGUGAUGACAACGGGCCAGUCGUCGUGAACCGUGCGCCAGGCUCCAGGUUUAAACUGCUACGUAUGGUCUGCGUUCCAUAAUGAUUCAAAUAAACUCGGUCCCAAAUUAUUGCACAACUUGUAAUACGUUAGCCUAAUAUGAUCCACUAUUGCUAGUGAUCCUCAGGAACAACCACACGAAUGUGACAGAAGAAAGAAAGGUAAACUAACAAUAUAAUGGAAUGAUGCAAAAUGUUAGGAAACUAACACUAAAGUGACCGUUAUAAAUGUGUGUGGGUAUAACUGACGGUGGCUAACGAUAGUGGCUAAUGUUUAACACGAUACACAUUUUAAAAAAUACAGUGAAAAGUCUGAGCAUAUAAUUAAAACAUUACAGAAAUCAUAAAUCAACUCGGUAGGUUUAGUGAUACACUGUCGCACAUUGCUACAGAAGCCUAUAGCAUGGUUCUCCAAAUUUCAUCCCUGCAAUUUAUAAGGCCAGCAUUUCAUGAACUUCACUGUGGAAAAGGUGAUAUGUUGAUAUGCUUCAAUUUGCUGCCAUAUGACGGGUUUCACAUUUGUCUCCAGCAAUCAUAAGGUACAGUAGAUCUAAAACAAUUGUUGUUUAUAUUUACAAUCAUCCUCUUAUCCAAACAGCUUACUAAUGUACCUAGCUCUUAUCAAUAGCUCUUAUCAAAUUGUAAAUUGCAGUGCAUGGAGAAUUAUGUUAUUUAUAUUGGAAAAAAUAAAGUAGAUGUUGUUCCACUUGGAACCGACAGGCUCCUCGACCUUAUUCAUCGCGCAUAAAGAAGGAACUAAGUGAAGGUCAGAAUAUGGUGUAUCUGUAGACACACCUCCUUCAUCUAUUUGAUCUCCACCCCAAACGAAUAGCAGGUGAAUAGCAUGCUAUUCUCAUACUUAAGUUUAAGGUCAGAAUACUCGUUGCGCGAAAAGUGCAUAAAAGGGAAUUACGUUCCAUUUACGCAUGCUUAACUCGGGUCGAAAGUCCCCCCUAUGUCCAUACAGGUGCUGUAGGGGUGAAUUACUGUACAUAACUAUAGCACCAGUCUGUCCAGUGUAUGACGGACGACUCUGUUUUUGGUUGUGAAUGUGUCAGAGGUGUGCACAGUGGACUGCGGCCCCCACGGAGCAUGUGUCAGUGGGACUUGUCAUUGUGAGGAAGGAUGGGCAGGCUCAGAGUGCGACCAGAGGGACUGCCACCCACGCUGUACAGAUCAUGGCAUCUGCCGAGAUGGCAAAUGUGACUGUCACCAGGGCUGGACAGGAGAGCACUGCACCAUUGGUGAGUCGUACUGACAUGUAAAGCCAUUCAUAACUGGUAAAUUACCCAAUGCAGAUUAGAAGUUGUCCUCCACCCACACUCAGUAGAGAACCAGUAUAAAGAGGCAAUAAUGUAACAAUUAAAUCUCCACCGAUGUUCCUGUAUAUGCCCAAGAGUUUCUUUCAACAGUAUCUUGAAUGCAGUCCAAGUUGAUAAGCUUGGUAGUAAUUUGGCUCCUCUCAAUCCAUGUUUGCAUUAUGUAACCUUAUGAAGUAUAAAGAAAGCAUUUUCUAAAGCUAUAUUGAUUGCAUAACAUACAGGUUUGACUAAGUCCCCAAAAUACAUUUACCACUUGAAUGGUAUCGUACAGUUCAAUUCUUCUGCUGAAUUGAGUAUGGAAUUUCUCCAUUGAACUGCAAUUCGAUUCAUGAAUUGCCAGGGGACUUGGAACUGACCCUAUACCUGGUACCCCUAACCCUCUUUCCCCAUUCCAUUUCACUCUCAUUAUCCUUGACACCUGAUAUCACCAUUUUCCCUAUUCGAUCUACAUAUAGAAUCCUACCUCUUAUCCUAACACUUCACUAAGGCAGGUAUUAAGGGAAAAGAGGGCCAGCCAGGACUAUGAUCUUAUUCAACCUUGUCCCAAUGGAAAAGUCCAUCUUCGAGAUGACUGCUUCACUGUGCAUUAAUUGAGAUAAUGAGCACUGUGAGGUUGCUUCCUCUUGACCUGUGACCUCAACUUCCUGGACACUCUGCCCUUGUCAAACGAGUGGCAGUUAAACUGUUGGCGUGACGCAUCAUGUACUGUUCCACCCUGUCACCCGAACCCACUCGGUAACAUCAUCCUCUCGUUGAAACGAAGACCCCGGCUCUUCAAACUCUUGAACCCUAAUUACAUAUUAACAAGACUUUCAGCAGCAGUUAUCCCAUCCAGAGAAUGAAGCUGACUGGCGGUUAGAAACGAGGAGAGAGAGAUGAGAUUGUGCCGGGGAGAUUGGAGGGGUCGCAUUCCUGAUGUUAUUAAUCUCUGCCUCCUCAAUGAGAAAUCCCUUUCAACGUCUUCCUGUUUAAGACCCCCAUCAGAAAAUAAAUUCCUUGAUGUAGAUGCGCCUGGGAUGAAUAGGCAGCCAUUCUUACUGUGAACUAGGAGCUUAUUCCUUUUUUUCAGGACUUUCUGAAUAACUUCCAUUCACACAAAGCACCUUUAAUCACAUUACAUGGCGAGACCCUGACGAAGGGGCUGGAAUAGAUCGCUUCCCUGGACGAGCUAUUGUCAGACACGUUGCAAUCCUGUUUUUUCCCGGAAGGCUUAGGCAUCGCUCUUAUUGCUCUACUUUCCAUUUCUUUUUUUCUUUUUUUUAUGUUUACUACUAAGGUGUUUUUAUUCAUUCAAGUGUUCCUGGGACUUCACUGACAUGCUUUGUUUGUUCCAGUGAUGAAGUGGUUGAAAUGCUCAUAUAUGUGUGCUGGGAGCACAAUAAGGCACGUGACGCUUGAAUGGCCAAUACACUGAUAGUUGUAAUGUAUAGCUGAUGUACCAGAGCUUAUGUAUGUGUACUGGGAUGACAAUAAGCUUGAAGUGCUCCUGGAUGUGUACUUGAAGGACAAUAAGCUACAUGUCUCUUGAAUGGUAAAGAUGUGGUUAGUUGUAGCUGUAUAGCUGGUGUAACAGAGCUAAGUGCAAAAGUUCACACUAGAAUGCUAUUCAGACAGCACUAAAAACACAGCAUAAAAUGUCCAGACAUGUGUUUGUCAGUAAACAGCUGUACCUAUACAGUUAUAAACUAGGUUCUGUGGAUGUUCUAUGUGAAUGUACUCUACAUUGUUAUUUACUUAAUGUGGAGUGUUUAAUAUGUGGAUGUAUGUUGUUAUGAAUGAAAGCACAUCACUACUGGAAUGGCAAUAUAGCUCAUCAGGCAAGCCUGAAAAUUUGCUCAAGCAGCUCCUUAACUGUGAAACAUUCAUAGUUCAAACGAAUUAGUAGUUUCCUUUUCAUGCUAUCUGUGUAUGUUUCCUCUGUAAUAACACUUCUCAACAACUCGUUUUACCUUUCUCUCUUUCUAUCUGCCCCUCCUCUCCUUUUCUCUUAUUCGACAAGCUCUGGAUUCAAGAGUAUCAGGUAAUGUACUUUCCAGUCUUUCUCUCUCCUUUCUGUUUCGUAUCAAUACACACAAAAUAAAUGUCAUACUGAAAAUGUAAACCCCCCUCUAAAUGGCGUGAGCAGAUAACUUGACUUCCCUCAACAGUAUCAGAAUCACAAUGUGUCAACCAUGCUGUUUUUGUGCAUCACCAUCAACAUAAAAUUGCUGUUUACACGAGAAAGCCAAAUCAGCACUGUCAGUGCUGUUGACAUACAAACAAUAUGGGCUGUACCUUAACACUACAAAGCUUAACUGAAAAGUAUUGAAUUAUACCAUUAUUCUGCCUACGGUUGAGCUCUCUCUUUAUUUCUUCUUGUAUCCUACACUCAGAUCAUGUUUAUCAGUCUAGAUUUUCCUGCAAUAGAGAAGUAAUUUUCUUUUCCAAAUGUUUCCCCUCUCCUCAAUGGUAAUAGGAGCAGUCAAGAUAGGAUAUAAAGGUAAUGGAAAGACUACUGCUCUGUUUUCUUCCCCAAGCACGGCGUACACAUGUCUUAUGUCCCAGUCUAUCACUGUUUCUAUUGUGAUCCCAGUACCUUCAUACCUGUCCGUCCUAACUAGUCAAACACUCUCAGUCCCCCUUUUCCUGUCUGAAUCCUUGUGUGUGUCAGAAGAAAUACUAAGCAGAUGUAGCCAGUCAGUUACAGUUUGCUCGUUUCUCUCUUCCACCCUGUGAAAAAAGGAACGCAAUAUCCUGGUAUCAAGUAGAGAUGUUGAGACGACAUGAACAAACCCUCUGCCUUUUUGUCUCUACAUCUAUCUACCCUUGUCUUUACUUUGAUAGUACCUUCACAUGGGUGUUGUGCUGGUUUUAUGGCAAGAUAAAUGUGUUGUUUUUUGUGCUGAUGCUACAGAUUUAGAGGAACUUUGACUAAUCAGCAUAUAAUAAAAAGCAGAGUAAGGAGAUUUGCAGUAGUAACCACUAUUAUCCAACUGUAUGUUGACCUCCAUGCAUUCUUAAUAUCAUACAUUUGCCAAGACAAUUUCCAUUUCAAAGUGCCCUGAAAUGGUAUGGAACUCAGAGUAAAACCCAUGUGAAAUUACAGUAUCUUUAAACCCCACCCCCAAGUUCUGUCAGAAAUCUAUGUACUGUUUGUCCACUUUAUAUUGUCGUUUUCAUUUUGUCCCUGUGUUCCUGCCCCUGAAUGACCAGGUGUUGUCGCCUCCUCUCAAUCUAUCUCCCUCUCUCUGAUUAGCUGGUGUGUGAUUUACAUUGUUGUUUUGGCAGAUGGGUGCCCUGGGUUGUGCAACAGCAAUGGGAGGUGCAUUCUGGACCAAGCCGGGUGGCGCUGCAUCUGCCACUCAGGAUGGAGAGGGCUAGGAUGUGAUGUUGCCAUGGAGACCUUCUGCUCAGAUGGAAAGGACAACGAGAGGGGUAAGAACAACAUCCAUAAUUCUUCACUCUUUGCCAAUGAUAUGACUUUGUGUCCAUAUAGUGGACUGUUUGAACCAAUUAGAGGCACCAUUCUGUUGAAAAAGUGUUUUUAUUUGGUCAGUCUAGUUCACAGGGAUGAUAUUCUCAAGGAGCACCAAGUUAGGGUAUUGUCCCAUGUCAACACUGUUGCAUCUUGGUCUGACAGAUGGACUGGUGGACUGCAUGGAUCCAGACUGCUGUUCGCAAAGCUCCUGCCAGGGCCAGCCCUACUGCCGCGGAUCCCCAGAUCCCACAAGCAUUGUGAGCCAAGGUCAUGGUUCAUCCUCCACUCAGUCGGCCCCCAGGGGCUUCUACGAGCGCAUCAGCUUCCUGGUUGGGCAUGGCGGUAGUCACGUGAUACCUGGGGACAACCCUUUCAACAGCAGGUGAGCUUCAUCAAAUCCAACUGUCCUGUGGGGUGUCGAAAUGAUAGCCAAAAUGAGUUGUCAGUACUGUAUCAUUGAAAUACACUGAGUUGAUUGAAUCUUGUCGUUUUGUCCUGGAGUUGCCCCUGUAGGAAUAACUGUGGCGUCGCUCUCUUAGGGACCUUGACUUGAUAAGUAAGGGGGUGGAAAUGCUUUAUUGAGUUGCAGAUUGAGCAACCUGAUUUGAUGUAUCAAACCUUAUGUGAAACCUUGUAGUGGAAAUAACAAAAUGUCAACAUUUGUCGACAUAAAGGCAUAAGACUAUCCCCAAUUAAUAAUGUACCGGGGCUCUGAUAUCAAUUUGUGAGCAAAUUUUUCAGCAGACAGAAAUACAAAAAAAAUAAUCAGGAACCUCAAUGCACUGAAUCAUAAAUAGACUUUGUUUUGAGACUGAUGGAGUGGGAAAUGAUUGCCAACUGUAUGGUAGAAUGCUUUGGCAAUAAUAUUCCCUCUAACUCGCAGAAUAGUUUGGGAGUAAUCCUUAUGUAAAUAGCAUGCUUUACCACAAAUAUAGAAUGAGGCAAUCCCCGAGCCGGGUCCCUUAUAAUCCGCCUCGUCAUUGUGUUCAGCUUACUGUUAAUUCCAAUGGCUGGCCGAUGCAUAUUAGUUGACCCACUGAAAAUGUAAAUGUUUUUCUCUUUAUCUCCGUUAAGAAGUUGGUUUUAUAGUCGCAGACAUUACGGCACUUGUCUUUAAGCACACAGACAUUCUGCAAAGUUUGUCCAAAUGAAUAACAUUUCUGAAGCUACGAAAAUCAAUAGAACUUAAUUUGAUAAUUAUUUUUGUCAAAAUAGGGUGAACGGGAUUCAUGGUAAGCGCAUUAGCAAUAUAUCUACUUUAUUUGACUGUGGCAAAUAUUUUGUUUGAUUAUCGUGGAUUAUUUUUUACAAUGUAUUGUUUCAAAGUGAAGAUUUCUGCUCUAUCCCUGCUAAAUAUGAUACAUACAAUGCAACUGGAAAACUCCACUGAAUGUGCCAGAGCAUGAUGGAUACUACCCAUAGCAUUGUUUGUUUUGUCUAGGCGUGCUGUAUCCAAUGUCUGGCAGGGCAGGGGUGGAAAUGUCUUAUGAGGUCUUUCCAUUGUUACCUAAACCCUUCGAGGAAACCCAUCGAAAACAAGAGAGCUAGCCAAGGAAAAGAGAACAGUUUUCAUUGUGUGGUCAGGUUCCAUGCUAUUGCUCUAAAAACUCUCCUCUCUCAUAUGGCAUGAAGACUAAUACCUUACAUGUGUUGUGUUGAGUCCCACAGCCAUAUUGGAUGUCCCCUUAGAAUUAUCCCACUGGGCUUUAAUUGGUGUCUUGGAGGAAACCACUACUAGACAUUGACAGAGAGGGACUGUGUGAAUUAUAUUACUAAACAUUGCUUAGGUGAUUUGACUUCAUGUUUAUUUAGGGGUCAGCUCUUGUAGGGUCAGCCAGCCUGUAGAAGAUUAAUGACGAGGAGAGAAUAGUGAACCUACAGAGCUCUUAAAGUGGCCUUAUUCCUCUAGACCGCAAAGUAAAAAAUGAGGCGUGUCGGAGUGAGGAAACAGAGAAGAGAAAGCUGUUGAUGAUCCCUACCUCACAUCCGUAAUGACCUGACGAUAAAGCCGGCAAACGAGACACGUCGUGCCUCGCGGCUCUGCUACCAAUGACAAAUACAAACAGAACACCUCAAGAAAAUCGUCUCCACGCUUGACGUAGCCGCCCUUGAUGAAGUGUUGAAGAAACAUCCCUGUAUCAUCUUGUCAUUUUCAGACUGUUGCCCAAUUUAACAAAUGACCUCACAAUUAGGAAUGCUAGAAUGUGCGGCGUCUCCAAGAAAGAGCUACGUGGAAAAAUUGCUAUGCAAAUGCCUCCCCCCAAUGCUUGUACAGAUAAACUGCUGAAAGUAAGAGGCCCUCAAUGGCUGCAAAGCCUAUUUGGAAUGAGUUAUGGGCUGUUAAAAGGGGUAAAAAGAGAGGGCUGUUGCCAGGGUAAGCCAUUUCAUGAAUUACAAUCGCUGACACGUGUGUAUUUUUAACGGUCAGUAAAUCAGACUGCCGGUACCCUUGCCGAGGGAGGACAGAUGUUAGCAGUGAGGACUGCUUGUUGACUCCGACUGGCAUUUUGUUUGUUUACUUGACCCUCUUUGUGUUUGUUCACCGGUGCAGCCUGGUGUCAAUUAUCCGGGGUCAGGUGCUGACGGGAGACGGGACACCGCUGAUCGGCGUCAACGUGUCCUUCCGUGAUUACCCUGAGUAUGGCUACACCGUGACACGCCAGGACGGGAUGUAAGAGUGCCAAACACACACACACAUAAACAUGCACACACAUUCAUGCACACACAUACACACAUACAUAACACACGUAACAAACACUGAUUAGAAUGACCACACACCAUCUCUGUCCUCUGAACAAGGUUCAGCUAAGGUCUGGUAUGCUUAAAGUGCAUCCCAGAUCCACCAGUGGAGAGAUAUCCAAAGCAAUCCAAAAAGAGCUAGCAAAUUGAAACAGCGGAGCAUGGUGCCCCACAACAAUAUCUCAUGCAAAUAUCACAGUUGUUGAGGCCAUUUAGAACAAGACUACUUAAAAUGCAUUGAAUCAGCCAGGGCAGAAUCAAUCUUCCAGCAUUGUAGACUAACACAGGAUUAGUGUCUGACCUUCUCAGGCUAUUACCAUAGUGUUGUGGUUCAUUAUCUCACUCUUAAGGAAACAAAGUCGUACAUACAUUUCAGGGAAAUCAUUCAACUCCACCGGGAAGUUUAUCAUCAUACAAUCUAUUGUCUUAUUGAAAUUGUCAAUAAAAUAUGUGCAUUAUGUUUGUCUGGAAUAAAAGGCUUAGAAUAUUUAGUAAUAUCUGGGACUGGCGUAGUCACUCUUAUGGAGCAGGAACCGCAGAAGUAGGGGAUUGGCGAUAGCCAAGGAUAAGCUAAUAUCUCCAGAUAUUCCUCCCUGUAACCCCUCUGACACAGAGCAUGAUAAAUGGCAGGGGAUAAUCACACUUGGUUAGCCAGCAUAUCCGCUCAGGGUGUUAAGAGAGCAGAAACAGCAUCAAAGCUUGGCUGUGAGCUCCCCACUGCCCAAAGUGGAUGGCAAGAGGGGGAGGAAAUGGUGUGUGUGUUUGUGUGGGUGGGGGGGGGGGGGGUCUGUGUGUAAUGUCACCAUGUAGAUGCUUUACCCCUGGGUGGUGAAGCUCGCUGAAUAUAUAGAGCAGCACUUCAAAGACUCCCCCUUCAUUUCCAAACCAGUAACUCUUCCCAGCGCUAUGUGAUACUAAUUAAAAUUGGUCCACCAGAGAAACUAAGCCAAAACUUCUCAACCAAAUUCUCAAUUUUUAAGUGUCUCACUGCAUCAUGGCUGACUAAGCAAAAGUAAUAAAAUAGAUUCAGCGAAUGAUAAUAAUAUGUGAGCCGCAAAGGAAUAAGACAACUGAUAAGAACAAGUUCUUUGUUCCUUUGAAAACAAUAUAAUCUGGCUUGUAGCCCGCCAGAUUCUGUGAAAGUAUAUUUGAGUUUUCACUGAAUGCAGGAAAUGUAACUUGGCCUUCAAGUAAGUCACACUGGGUAAAUAUAAAGUGAGGGGAAAAAAGUAUUUGAUCCCCUGCUGAUUUUGUACAUUUGCCCACUGACGACAACAUGAUCAGUCUAUAAUUGUAAUGGUAGGUUUAUUUGAACAGUGUGAGACAGAAUAACAACAAAAAAAUCCAGAAAAAAGCAUGUCAAAAAUGUUAUAAAUUGAUUUGCAUUUUAUUGAGGGAAAUAACUAUUUGACCCCUCUGCAAAACAUGACUUUGUACUUGGUGUGCAAAACCCUUGUUGGCAAUCACAGAGGUCAGACGUUUCUUGUAGUUGGCCACCAGGUUUGCACACAUCUCAGGAGGGAUUUUGUCCCACUCCUCUUUGCAGAUCUUCUCCAAGUCAUUAAGGUUUCGAGGCUGACGUUUGGCAACUCGAAUUUUCAGCUCCCUCCACAGAUUUUCUAUGGGAUUAAGGUCUGGAGACUGGCUAGGCCACUCCAGUACCUUAAUGUGCUUCUUCUUGAGCCACUCCUUUGUUGCCUUGGCCGUGUGUUUUGGGUCAUUGUCAUGAUGGAAUUCCCAUCCAUGACCCAUUUUCAAUGCCCUGGCUGAGGGAAGGAGGUUCUCACCCAAGAUUUGACGGUACAUGGCCCCGUCCAUCGUCCCUUUGAUGCUGUGAAGUUGUCCUGUCCCCAUAGCAGAAAAACACCCCCAAAGCAUAAUGUUUCCACAUCCAUGUUUGACGGUGGGGAUGGAGUUCUUGGGGUCAUAGGCAGCAUUCCUCCUCCUCCAAACAAGGCGAGUUGAGUUGAUGCCAAAGAGCUCCAUUUUGGUCUCAUCUUACCACAACACUUUCACCCAGUUCUCCUCUGAAUCAUUCAGAUGUUAAUUAGCAAACUUCAGACGGGCCUGCAUAUGUGCUUUCUUGAGCAGGAGGACCUUGCGGGCGCUGCAGGAUUUCAGUCCUUCACGGCGUAGUGUGUUACCAAUUGUUUUCUUGGUGACUAUGGUCCAAGCUGCCUUGAGAUCAUUGACAAGAUCCUCCCGCGUAGUUCUGGGUUGAUUCCUCGCCGUUCUCAUGAUCAUUGCAACUCCACGAGGUGAGAUCUUGCAUGGAGCCCCAGGCCGAGGGAGAUUGACAGGUCUUUUGUGUUUCUUCCAUUUGCGAAUAAUCGCACCAACUGUUGUCACCUUCUCACCAAGCUGCUUGGCGAUGGUCUUGUAGCCCAUUCCAGCCUUGUGUAGGUCUACAAUCUUGUCCCUGACAUCCCUGGAGAGCUCUUUGGUCUUGGCCAUGGUGGAGAGUUUGGAAUCUGAUUGAUUGAUUGCUUCUGUGGACAGGUGUCUUUUAUACAGGUAACAAACUGAGAUUAGGAGCACUCCCUUUAAGAGUGUGCUCCUAAUCUCAGCUCGUUACCUGUAUAAAAGACACCUGGGAGCCAGAAAUCUUUCUGAUUGAGAGGGGGUCAAAUACUUAUUUCCCUCAUUAAAAUGCAAAUCAAUUUAUAAUUUUUUUUACAUGCGUAUUUCUGGAUUUUUGUGUUGUUAUUCUGUCUCUCACUGUUCAAAUAAACCUACCAUUAAAAUUAUAGACUGAUCAUUUCUUUGUCAGUGGGCAAACAUACAAAAUCAGCAGGGGAUCAAAUACUUUUUUCCCUCACUGUAUAAAGCUCUUUUUUUACUCACUUCUCCACGUUUAUGGUGACGUCUCCAGGUUUGACCUGUUGGCCAAUGGUGGUGCCUCGCUGACCCUGAGUUUGAAGCGUACACCUUUUCCCACACUGCACCACACUGUGUGGUUACCCUGGAAGGUGUUCCAUGUGAUGGACACAGUGGUGAUGAAGAGGGAGAACAACAACAUCCCCAGCUGUCACCUCAGUGGUCUGCUCAGGCCCAGCCCCCUCAUCCUGGCCUCACCCCUGUCCACCUUCUACAGGAGUUCCCCCAAGGACAGCCCCAUCAUCCCUGAAACUCAGGUGAGAUUAGCUCUGGUCUAACACCUACUGCCAGGUGCCUAUUUCCCACAGCAUAUGCACACACUGCAGUGUAUAGUUGGGUGCAUUAAAAAGUUUCCCUGCACUGCAGCCAGGUGAAAAAAAAGACAUAAAAAAAACAUGCUGCAAAGUAAAUGUAACUGCACUGUCGGUUUCCACAAAUGUAUUUCAUUACAUGGGUUAUUGUUCGAUGAUUGCAAGCAAAGGUAAAGUUGGCAUCACCCUGUGAAAGAGUUUGUCACAUUAACAAUGUACCAUUGCUGCAGCACAGCCAUUUUGAAAAGUAACUUUUUUAUACACUCAACAAUAUGUUCAGUACCUUUUCAUAACAGAUUCUGCUCCAAAUCAUAGGUCCUCCAUGAGGAAGUGGCCAUACCCGGAAGUGACCUCAAUCUGGUCUACCUGAGCUCCCGCACAUCCGGCUACAAGCCCAUCCUCAAAGUCCUCAUGACCCAGGAACGACUCCCGUUCGGACUAAUGAAGGUCCAUCUGAUGAUUUCUGUCAUGGGCAGACUGUUCCAGAAAUCGUUACCUGCCUUUCCAGAUCUUUCGUACACCUUCGCCUGGGACAAGACAGACGCCUACAACCAGAAGGUCUACGGCUUGUCAGAGGCUGUAGGUGAGUUUCCGCCGAAGCUGAAACACAGCUGUUUGAAGAUGUUAUGUAAACAUCAUCUGACAGUGUUGUCAGGUCCAGUGUAAUCUAGGAGGUUGAGCUUUGGAUGAACUCCUGGUAUUGCUUUCCUUUGAAUUUCCCGAUUGUUUUGGCAGUCGGAAUGUUUUGUAUGGUUACCAGACGGUGUGAAAAGUCUGCAGACUUUCAUUUAUUUGCAUGUGUAAUUACUCAUCAGUUGAACCACAGGAAAAAAUAUGUAUUUUUAAGGUCAUGCUCAUUUUGAUACAUUUCCGCCUACCCAAACCUGAGUUAUUCCAGGUUAUAUGUUAAUUUGAUAUCAAGAUGCACUCUGUUCAGUGAGCUAGCAGUAUCUCAUACUUUAUAUGCUUGUAAUGCAGCAGUGCCUAUUGGCAUACUAGUAAACACUCAUAAAGAGAUUUUACACGUUUUCAGGCUUAUACACUACAAGCCUUUUAAAGGCUCCUGGUAGAUACUGUAUACUGACGUAAUUUAUUGGACACCAUUGUUGUUUCCAGUGUCUGUGGGAUAUGAGUAUGAAUCUUGCCUGGAUGUGAUCCUCUGGGAGAAGAGGACAGCCAUUUUACAAGGUUAUGAACUGGACGCCUCCAACAUGGGGGGAUGGAUGUUGGACAAGCACCAUAUAUUGGACAUUCAAAAUGGUAAGAUGUUAUUUUUGUUACAUGGAUCAGUGGUGUGUGUGUGUGUGCGCGCACACCUGCGGUUCUAGGAUGGACCUGUUAUGGACAGGUGGUCUCUACCCUGAAAUGCAGCAGUACAUGCUCAGAUCAAGAUGAAAUAUGGUUCAUCAUCCCAUUUACAGAUAAUAGAUGAGAGUUUUGAUGGGUUGAUUAUUCUUAUUAAUGAUGGAAUAAACCAGAUACAACGCAGAGCUCCCAUCCUACUCCGCUAUUUAUGCAACAAGAGGGGAUACAUUUCUCUUUAUAAAAGUUACUGAAACAGUUCCUUACUUUUAUUAUCCAAACUUCUCUUUUGAAUGAGCGUAAGAAUAAAAACACCAGACAGACAAAACACAUACUCUAUGAUAACACCUGUGGUUGUAGAGUGCAAUUUUUCAAUAGGCCUAUUCUAACAUUGAGAAUGCACUAGGCCUCUCUCUUUCAGGCCUGGUUUGUGUGACCGUAAGCUCUCUCCAGCUCUCGAUCUUUAUCACAGUUGUCCCUGGGAAUUUGUGUCACCCUUUCAUCCAUUUGUGGCCCUCAACUCUAUGUUUCUGAGCACAGUCUUUCACUACUGACUGUCCCUUUUGUGGAGGGAAUACAGCAAUAAUUGCUCAUUGCCUUUUGGCCCUCGAUCGAGCUCAUAGUUUAUAUACCCCUUUCAGGUUCCAUUGUAAUUGUUGCUAUGGCUAUAACCAAUGUUAACUCAUGUUAGUAAAAGGUCUGUUUGAUUGUCGCUUGUCAUACCCAGUUAUGCCAUGGACCCAUGCGAACCAUGUAUGCUAACUCUCUGCUAAUCAUCUACUCCAUAUACAAAACUGGGUUUCAUCCUUAGAUUAUUUCUUACAAUAUGCUUCAGGAAAAUGUUAAUUGAACUAGUGUACAGAAGUCAAUCUGCAUCUUUUGCGUUUACCACACGAUGCUAUUUCUUCUAUGUCUGUUCAUUGAACAUGGCAAAUAGCUGGCAUUUAGCUGAACCAAAUCUGUCAAAAACAUCUAGCACGCAAAGUUUUGCAAAGAGCGUUGAAAAAUACCAUUGAGAACUGUUCCAGCUUGACUGUUGCCGGAGCAUUGUGUUUCAUCCCACCUGUCUCAAGGUAAAGCUAGCCCGUCUCAAAGCCUUCACACAGCAGCGCCAGCGCACAGUGGGGGGGAUCGCUGUCUCUAGAUGUUAAGCUUUGUGAUCAACAGAUGUGUAGAUGCUUCCUUUUCAUCUUUGACAUAUGAUAUGCUAAUACUUAUCGUUUCCUGCAUUAAAUUGGGCAUCAAUGUGCACUCGUCUUCAUAAAAAAAUUGGUGAAUUAUGAUUAUGAGGUUUCAGUAGAAUUGUUUUGGAAGAUUUGUGUAGUUUGAUAUUGAUACAUGAAUGACUGAAAUGAAAGACACAUGUGGUGUCUUAUCUGUCUUUGCAUCAACAAUCAGGACUCCAAAGAGUUUUCACCAUUUUCACUCUUUCUUUCUUUCUAAGCCCUUCAAAUAGAUUCUGAAAUUUGCAUAAAUCAGAAAAAGUAAAAAACUAUUUCAGAAUGACACUUUCCUCUUGAACUUCUCCCUGCCUAUCAGCAGGUUAAUCAAUUUGCCGACAGCAGGGUGUCUAUCCUCCAUUUCACAAUCUUAUUAGUUUCACCCACAGAUAGUAUGUGAAGUGUGUGAAAUGAUUCAUGGUUCCCCAGUCAACAGACACUCAUGUCAGUGGCACAACCCUGUCUUCAAACUUUAUCUUUCCCCGCGUUUGUUCCCCACACACAUGCCAUUGCAGAUGGCAUUACAGGGGAAAGCUUAUACCUAUUGUGUAUGCCCUUUACAACGUCGUAAUAUUUUAAGAGCUUGUCGGCCUUGGUUGUUGGCAUGAGAUAUUUCUGAGAGUCGAGGUCACGUGUUAGUUUUAUAGUCUGCAGGUUGAGGCCGAUACAUAAAUAUCACAACUGUUUCUUCACAACUAGCUCUGUAUUGAUUCCCUAAUGCUGUACAUUUCAUCUUCUUUGAUAAAACAUGCAAGUUGUGGUCCACUACAGUCACACUCCAGACGUAGCGAUAUGGUAUCAGACCUUCUCCUCCCGGUGACUCUGCCUUCAUUUUCCCCUUGCCUUCCCUGUCUGAGGAGUGUACUGUGAUGUACUUAAGUGUUUUCCUCUCAUCCUCCGGUGAGGACUCUAACAGUCUCUCUCUCUCUCUCUCUCUCUCUCUCUCUCUCCUCUCUGGGGCCUGUCUGACUAGAUAACGCCAAAAGCUGUUCUGUAUGUGCUGUAGCUAUGCACCCCCUGAACCCCCCUUCUUCCUCACUCCCUCCCUCCCUCUCUGCUGCAAAAUGGCUACAUGCCUUCUGUUAAAACAAGGCUGUCUAGCCUUAUAAACAUGUUCAGAUGUGCAGUGGCCUUAGCCUGGGUACAGCGACAUAUUGUAGCUCUGUAAGACAGACUGUAGAGUGGGUGUGAGCAUUAAUGUGUGUGUUGGAAAUUGAUGUGUGUAUUUAAUGCAUGACAGACUUUCAAAUGGCGUAUGGGAAGACAUUUCAUUAUACGAUAAACUGUGAUUGAAGUGUAAAUGCAGGGGACUGGGGGAAGGUUGCCAAAUUAACCUCAUCAUUAAAUGGGCAUUUUUAGAAAAGACAUGACCUAACUUUCUAAUAAGGUGGACUGCUUUGAGCUUCUUAUAGUCAACUGUAUAUUGUGUAUGUAAAAAAGGUAACUCUAUUGGUUAAUUAGGUUAAAUUCAACAUUAUGAUAGUGAAGACAAUGUUUGACAUCUUGUGCUUGUUAUUACAGAAUUACUUGGUUACUGCGUUAUAAUAAGGCCAUCGGGGGGAUGCUUGCUGUCGAGUCAGCCCUCGUUCAGCCUUCGAUCACUCAAAUGGCAUGUCUCCGUAGCGAGCAGACAGAUGGAUUGAAGUGCAAUUAAAGCUCCAAGGUUGUGGGUUUGAUUGCGUCACGCACAAGCCGUCCCCCGGACCCAUGCAUUUGUAAUGCUCUCCUUUAGAAAGAGAUGGAUCGGUGGGAUUGUCCUGCCAGCGGUCUCCCCAGACCAUGUCUUCAUUUGAGUUCCCCCUUCCAUCAAUUAAUCAAUGAAAGUAACUAAUCCGAGAGGGACAAACAGCAGCGAGGCGACACUCGAUUUCACAUACACUACCAGUCAAAAGUUUGGACACACCUACUUAUUCCAGGGUUCUUCUUUACUUUUACUAUUUUCUACAUUGUAGAAUAAUAGUGAAGACAUCAAAACUAUUAAAUAACACAUAUGGAAUGAUGUAGUAACCAAAAAAGUGUUCAACAAAUCAAAAUAUAUUUUAUAUUUGAGAUUCUUCAAAUAGCCACCGUUUGCCUUGAUGACAGCUUUGCACACUCUUUGUGCAUCGAGAUGUGCGGUGACGCACACAGGGGUAAUCUCGAGGAAACAGUGGGUGCUACACCAGGCAUUCAGUGCCACCAUCAAUCCGGUAAUGAGGACAAAGGCAAUGUCGGAAUUUAAACGUAUUCAGACUCCUUGACUCUUUCCACAAUUUGUUACGUUACAGCCUUAUUCUAAAAUGGAUUACAUUUGAAAUACCACAUAAUGACAAAGCGAAAACAGGUUUUUAGAUUUUUUUUCAAAUGUAUUAAAAAUAAAAAAGAGAUACCUUAUUUACAUAAGUAUUCAGACCCUUUGCUAUGAGACUCGAAAUUGAGCUCAAGUGCAUCCUGUUUCCAUUGAUCAUCCUUGAGAUGUUUCUACAACUUGAUUGGAGUCCACCUGUGGUAAAUUCAAUUGAUUGGACAUGAUUUGGAAAGGCACACACCUGUCUAUAUAAGGUCCCACAGUUGACAGGUCAUGUCAGAGCAAAACUCAAGCCAUGAGGUUGAAGGAAUUGUCCGUAGAGCUCUGAGACAGGAUUGUGUCGAGGCACAGAUCUGCAGCAUUGAAGGUCCCCAAGAACACAGUGGCCUCCAUCAUUCUUAAAUGGAAGAAGUUUGGAACCACCAAGAGUCUUCCUAGAACUGUCCGCUCUGCCAAACUGAGCAAUCGGGGGAGAAAAGCCUUGGUCAAGGAGGUGACCAAGAACCCGAUGGGCACUCUUAUAGUGCUCCAGUUUUUCAGCGGUAGGGACUGGGAGACUAGUCAGGAUCGAGGGGAAAGAUGAACGAAGCAAAGUACAGAGAGAUCUCAGACUGGGGCGAAGGUUCACCUUCCAACAGGAAAACAACCCUAAGCACACAGCCAAGACAAUGCAGGAGUGGCUUCGGGACAAGUCUCUAAAUGUCCUUGAGUGGCCUAGCUAGAGCCCAGACUUGAACCCUAUCAAACAUCUCUGGAGAGACCUCAAAAUAGCUGUGCAGCGAUGCUCCCCAUCCAACCUGACAGAGCUUGAGAGGAUCUGUAGAGAAGAAUGGUAGAAACUCCCCAAAUACAGGUGUGCCAAGCUUGUAGCGUCAUACCCAAGAAGCCUCGAGGUUGUAAUCGCUGCCAAAGGUGCUUCAACAAAGUACUGAGUAAAGGGUCUGAAUACUUAUGUAAAUGUUAUAUUUCAGUUUUUUAUUUUUAAUACAUUUGCAAAAAAUUAGAAUAACCUGUUUUUGCUUUGUCAUUAUGCGGUAUUGUAUGUAGAUUGAUGAGGGAAAAAGGCUAUUUAAUCCAUUAUGGAAUAAGGCUGUAACAUAACAAAAUGUGGAUAAAGUCAAGGUGUCUGAAUAUUUUCCGAAUGCACUGUAUACAAAUGCUGGGCAGGCCAUUAUUUUUGCCAUCAUUUUGGCUACCAUUGCUAUGCCCCCAUAUGAUGAUAAUGCCCCCAUCCACAGGGCACGAGUGGUUACUGAAUGGUUUGAUGAGCAUGAAAACGAUGUAAACCAUAUGCCAUGGCUGUCUCAGUCACCAGAUCUCAACCCAAUUGAACACUUAUGGGAGUUUCUGGAGCGGCGCCUGAGAGCGUUUUCCACCACCACAAAACAGUAAAUGAUGGAAUUUCUCAUGGAAGAAUGGUGUUGCAUCCCUCCGAUAGAGUUCCAGACACUUGUAGAAUCUAUGCCAAGGUGCAUUGAAGCGGUUCUGGCUCGUGAUGGCCCAACACCCUAUUAAGACAAUUUUAAGUUUAGUGUUUCCUUUAUGUCGUCAUCUUUCCUUCCUCACCGUGACUUGGAGUACUGGGAGGAAGUGGAACAGGGUCUUGGCGAGAUUGAAAGAACAUGUUCUGUGAAGAGGUUACUAUUAAUUGAUGAGUUUCAGAAUCCCACUAAACAGGUUCCUCAUGAAAAUGUCAAGAUUCAUGAGACAUUGAAAUAUGCACGUAGGUAGGCACUCUGCAAUGACUAAUUAAUGAGGCAUUGUUAUGUACCGAGGCAAUUCAGCGGGUUUGUCUACACUUCCUCAUGAUUAUACAGCCAUUUGGUUAACACAAUUUAUUAUUUACCCAACUAAUCAAAUUUAGAGGUGUAUCCAAGGGAAGUUGUCAUUUUGAACAGCAUUUAAAAAAUCUUAGAGAAAAUUAUUAUAAUAUUAGCACAGUUCAAAGUCCUCAAUCUCAUCAAUCAACGAUUACGUAGAAGCUCCUCUCAAUAUCUUUAUCCCCUGUUUUCUCAGGUAUCCUCUACAAAGGCAGCGGUGAGAACCAGUUCAUCUCACUGCAGCCUCCCGUCAUCUCUACAGUGAUGGGGAACGGUCGGCGCCGUAGCAUCUCGUGCCCCAGCUGCAAUGGCCAGGCCCUGGGCAACAAGCUGCUGGCGCCCCUGGCCCUGGCGUGGGGCAUCGACGGCAGCCUCUAUGUGGGCGAUUUCAACUACAUCCGACGCAUCUACCCAUCGGGCAACGUCACCAGCGUCAUGGAGCUCAGGUUAGUUAAGGUUCUGCAUGGAACUGUAAUGGUGGUGCAUGGUUGUUUGGUUCUGACCUUUUGUUGCUUUAGCUCAGUUGGCAGAUUUUGAGGCUUUGCAUGGAUCUGUAAUGGAGGUGCAUGACCUUUGACCUAUUGGUUCAGAUCUUUUGACCCUUCAAGUCUAGUUCUUUGGUUCUUCUGAGGUAAAAGUGCAUGGAAUGGGUGUUUAGGACAAAGUGGGUUGCAUGGAUGUAAAAUUCACCCAUAGCCAGUGGUGUAAAGUACUUAAAUAAAAUGACUUUUAAGUACUACUUAAGUAGUUUUUUGGGUAUCUGUACUGCACUUUACUAUAUAUAUUUUUGACAACUUUUACUUUUACUUCACUACAUUCCUAAAUAAUAUAAUGUACUUUUUAGUCCAUACAUUUUCCCUGACACCCAAAAGUACUCGUUACAUUUUGAAUGCUUAGCAGGACAGGAAAAUUGUCCAAUUCACACACUUAUCAAGAGAAUAUCUCUGGUCAUCUCUACUGCCUCUGAUCUGGCGGACUCACUAAAGACAAAUGCUUUGUUUGUAAAUGAUGACUGAAUGUUGAAAUGUGCCCCUGGCUAUCUGUAAAAAUGUUUUUUAUAUAUAUAUAUAUAUACACAGUGGGGAAAAAAAGUUUUUAGUCAGCCACCAAUAGUGCAAGUUCUCCCACUUAAAAAGAUGAGAGAGGCCUGUAAUUUUCAUCAUAGGUACACGUCAACUAUGACAGACAAAUUGAGAUUUUUUUUCUCCAGAAAAUCACAUUGUAGGAUUUUUUAUGAAUUUAUUUGCAAAUUAUGGUGGAAAAUAAGUUUUUGGUCAAUAACAAAAGUUUCUCAAUAAUUUGUUAUAUACCCUUUGUUGGCAAUGACACAGGUCAAACAUUUUCUGUAAGUCUUCACAAGGUUUUCACACACUGUUGCUGGUAUUUUGGCCCAUUCCUCCAUGAUCUCCUCUAGAGCAGUGAUGUUUUGGGGCUGUCGCUGGGCAACACGGACUUUCAACUCCCUCCAAAGAUUUUCUAUGGGGUUGAGAUCUGGAGACUGGCUAGGCCACUCCAGGACCUUGGAAUGCUUCUUAUGAAGCCACUCCUUCGUUGCCCGGGCGGUGUGUUUGGGAUCAUUGUCAUGCUGAAAGACCCAGCCACGUUUCAUCUUCAAUGCCCUUGCUGAUGGAAGGGGUUUUUCACUCAAAAUCUCACGAUACAUGGCCCCAUUCAUUCUUUCCUUUACACGGAUCAGUCGUCCUGGUCCCUUUGCAGAAAACAGCCCCAAAGCAUGAUGUUUCCACCCCCAUGCUUCACAGUAGGUAUGGUGUUCUUUGGAUGCAACUCAGCAUUCUUUGUCCUCCAAACACGACGAGUUGAGUUCUUACCAAAAAGUUAUAUUUUGGUUUCAUCUGACCAUAUGACAUUCUCCCAAUCCUCUUCUGGAUCAUCCAAAUGCACUCUAGCAAACUUCAGACGGGCCUGGACAUGUACUGGCUUAAGCAGGGGGACACGUCUGGCACUGCAGGAUUUGAGUCCCUGGCGGCGUAGUGUGUUACUGAUGGUAGGCUUUGUUACUUUGGUCCCAGCUCUCUGCAGGUCAUUCACUAGGUCCCCCCGUGUGGUUCUGGGAUUUUUGCUCACCGUUCUUGUGAUCAUUUUGACCCCACGGGGUGAGAUCUUGCGUGGAACCCCAGAUCGAGGGAGAUUAUCAGUGGUCUUGUAUGUCUUCCAUUUCCUAAUAAUUGCUCCCACAGUUGAUUUCUUCAAACCAAGCUGCUUACCUAUUGCAGAUUCAGUCUUCCCAGCCUGGUGCAGGUCUACAAUUUUGUUUCUGGUGUCCUUUAACAGCUCUUUGGUCUUGGCCAUAGUGGAGUUUGGAGUGUGACUGUUUGAGGUUGUGGACAGGUGUCUUUUAUACUGAUAACAAGUUCAAACAGGUGCCAUUAAUACAGGUAACGAGUGGAGGACAGAGGAGCCUCUUAAAGAAGAAGUUACAGGUCUGUGAGAGCCAGAAAUCUUGCUUGUUUGUAGGUGACCAAAUACUUAUUUUCCACCAUAAUUUGCAAAUAAAUUCAUUAAAAAUCCUACAAUGUCAUUUUCUGGAUUUUUUUUCUUCUCAAUUUGGCUGUCAUAGUUGACGUCUACCUAUGAUGAAAAUUACAGGCCUCUCUCAUCUUUUUAAGUGGGAGAACUUGCACAAUUGGUGGCUGACUAAAUACUUUUUUCCCCCACUGUAUAUAUAUAAGGAAUUUGAAAUGAUUUAUACUUUUAGCAAAAUAUAAAGUGUAUAUAAAACCAAAAACGUUUAGACUUUUACUCAAGUAGUAUUUUACUGGGUGACUUUUACUUGAGUCAUUUUCUAUUAAGGUAUCUUUACUUUUCCUCAAGUAUGACAAUUGGGUACUUUUUCCACCACUGCCCAUAGCAUGUUGGCUGGAGUACAUACAAAGCAAACUGUCACUUACAGUGACAGACUAGUCUCUUGCUCUGUUAGACGGUUGGCUUUGAGUGGCAUGUGGUGUUGUGAGUUCAAGCCCCACUGGUGGCAGAACAAAAUUCAUUCUGUUACAUAAACUUGAAGGGGGUGGACAUCUGACGUGUAGUGGUCUUCUUUGAACUGUGAAUCAGUGGUUUUCCGAGACUGUCUUAACAAUGCACAGGGUGGUCAGACAACUUUUGGCCUACUUGCACAGUAUCCAAUGUGAUGGAACAGAAGAACAGAGAGAUUCACUAUUUAAUGUGGCAUCUUUUCUAAAUCCUUCAUCACAAUUAGAGAAAGACGCCAUGUAAUCGAGACGAUUUAAGCCGUCUUGUCAAGUUGGUUUCACUCACCAAUAAGCUUCAUUCGGCCAAUUGUCAGACUUAGAAACCGCCAUUUUACAGCCAGAGCUACUCAAUUCAAAGCAUAUGAAAUCUUUCAAAUCAAUUGGAUGCCCUUGGCCCUCCCAUUGCAAAAAACAGUAAUAUGCUUAAGUCUUCAGUUCAGAAGACAUCCCCACAAAUCACAUACAACACCAACAACUACCUGUUCAUUAUGUUUUGAUACAUUAUCUUAAAGGUUGCAUGGGGAAAGUUAAGCCCACAUGGUUGGAUUGCUCAUUAUAAUAAAUGUAUAAUGUAUAUACACUACAUCUCAUUCCAAAAUCAUGGGCAUUAAUAUGGAGUUGGUCCCCCCUUUGCUGCUAUAACAGCCUCCACUCUUCUGGGAAGGUUUGAAAAAUGUAUGCACUCACUAACUGUAAGUUGCUCUGGAUAAGAGCGUCUGCUAAAUGACUAAAAUGUAAAAUGUAAGGCUUUCCACUAGAUGUUGGAACAUUGCUGCAGGGACUUGCUUCCAUUCAGCCACAAGAGCAUUAGUGAGGUCGGUGAAAUAGCCAAAUCCACUAAUUUGAAGGGGUGUCCACAUACUUUUGGCCGUGUAGUGUAUGUACAUCCAUGAGAGUACAUGUAAGUCCCAACCUGGCUUCUCAACCUGGCAUGCAAUGGCUUGGGGUUUAGAUAUAAAGUCCUUAUUUAGAUAUGGAGCUGUAUAACGAGUGGUGGGAUCAAUAUUCCGAUACUCAGUGGUUAAAUGGAGAAAAAAGCAGAGGUGUAAUGGCCCAAUGGAUUGACUGGUGGGGGAGUUUUUAUAUUCUCCUCUCAGUGAGUUAUGGGUGCAGGGUUUAACCAAGCCAUAGUCACUCUCCUCCUUUUUUGCCUCCUUUCUGCUCAACAAAUCUUCAUUGUCUGCUUCUUUUUUAUGGUGUUUUUCUUAGACCUUUAAGUCACACACUUUUACAGUCUCUCUCCAUCUUUCUCUUUUCUGCUUCCUUCCUUUAUUCCCACCCUAAGAAAUAAAGAUUUUAGACACAGGUAGGUGUGUUAUGUUGCAGUUUCUCUCACUGUCUUUGUGUGUUUCCGUCCUCACAGGUUUCAUAGGAAUGGCAUAAUUUUUUAUGAACUUAUUUUUAUGGCAAAUUGAUAAGCCUCUAAGGCAUUGUUUGAUCAUGUGGUUUGGCUCAUAAAGGUGUCAUGUUUUUUAAUUCCACUUUGUAAUGUAACGUUGACUUUUUCUUCUGUGUUUAUUGCAUUAUCACAUUUAUUUUAAACACAUUAUUCAAUUUAUAAGUGUCAAAGGCUUACAGUAUGGACUAAUGUACCAUUAAACAUGAGAACACUCACUGGGCUAUCUUUAUUUCCAGACAGUAAAACAAGUGUUAUUCACCUUUAACAGCUUAUAUUCUAGCGUAUUAUUGGCCUCCAAGCACACACAUGUUAUCUCUUCUUUAGUUGGAAAGAGUUGGUAAUUUAGAUUCAUUGAUAUGUCUGUGUCAUUUAGUCAUGUAAGAGGAUUAAUGUUAACUGGCGUAGAAAAAUGUGAAUGUAAUUGCCUUUGACAAAAAAGGUAAGUUCUAAGUCAAUACUACUACACUUGCUGUAUAUUGCUGACAUCUAGCACCCUACAUAGAAGAUUAUUAAUUAUGUCCUUGCAUCAGAUAAUUUUUUCAUAAUGGCAGCAAGCCAUGAAGAAGUCUCUGCUAACUCAUUCUGAACGAGCCCGCCACAUUUUGUGGCAUUUUAAAGUGAAUUCAAAUAAGCACAACCCAAUGAAAUGCCAUCAGUUGUUGACUGUCAUUAACAUAAGCACAUCAUUCCAUUAUUUCCGUUGACUUCCCCUCGCAGGGUAGUGAUAACGAUUUAAAUGAUCUGGCACCCUUCAAGUUGUCGCUGCCGCUUUGUCAUACACAAACCCGCUCCAGUCAUAUCCUGUUAAAUUCUGUUAAAUUCUUUCACUCCAGGUCUCAGGCUAUUGCCCACCCGUCUGUUAUGCAAAAAGCCUCACACAACACAAGCCUCAUCGGGCAUUCACAAUGACCAAAAAUACAUACAGAUACAGAGGCUAUCUUUUCUUUGGUCAUUAUCAUUCUGAAUGUCACAUUUUCUUACUAUGUUAUUUUGGAAAAACACCUUCAAACUAGAUUAUCUUGGGAUUGUUCAAAUUCGGAAGAAAAACCCCAUAAAACUAGAUUAUUUUUAUAUUGUUCAUAUUGCGGCAGUCGCAGUAACCACAUUUUUCCUCAAUCAUAGUAACAACCCUGCUCACCGCUAUUACCUGGCCACUGACCCGGUGACUGGGCAGCUGUAUGUGUCGGACACCUACUCACGGAGGAUCUACCAGCCCAAGGUCCUGACUGGGUUCAAGGAACUGCAGAGUAACACAGAGGUGGUGGCAGGGACCGGGGAGCACUGUCUGCCCUUUGACGAGACCCACUGUGGGGAUGGGGGCAAGGCCACGGAGGCCCUGCUUACUGGGCCAAAAGGUAGGCGCCAAGCCAAAAUACUGGAACGCUACUGGGUGUGCAGAGUUGCAGGCUUUUGGUCCAGCCCUGCAGUAACACAUUUGAUUAGAACAUACAGUAAUUAGCUGAAUUGGAUGUGUUACUGAAGGGCUGAAAUGAAAUCCUGCAAAGCUUUCAAAAGAUUGGUGGUUCACAUCACAAAUGUUUUAGAAGUAAUGUGUUAAUAUAUUCUAUUUAGGUAGCCCUUUUCACCAGGUCAGAAAAUAUAAGGAUAACUGGCAUCAUUCACCAUACAUGUGUACUGUAGCACCAAACUGGGUGAAGUAUGGCAGCCAUAUUGGACCUAAAAACUCACCACCCUCUGAAUAUUCUCAAGAAGUCAUGGAUUAUUAGUUUGUCUGGUGUGUGCCAGCCUUGAAAGUCCCCCUAAUGGCACUGCUUAAACUGCAUUUUAAAUAGUGGGUUUGAAUGAAAAGAGGCUGGGAGGAAGUGAAUCUAACUAUGGAGGGGGAGGAGGUAGAGGCUGGGGGGAAAAGAGGGCAGAUGGCUGGGGUACUCUUCCCCAGACGUUUGCUGAAAUAUACUCAAAUGUGACACUUUUCAUCUGUCUGAAUUUUCCCCAGAGUGUCAAAAAGCCAGCUCUCCCAGAAUGCUCCCUCAGCUCUUUAAUGUUUCAGGACCCAGGCAAUCUUUGGGCAGAUCUAGCCACAGGUCAAACCAAACACUCCCCUAUAACCACUUGAUUCCAUUUAAAAAAAUUGAUCUUACAGGUGUACUUGAGAUAAAAAAAAAAAAAAAGUAAAACAAUUUAUUUAGAAGUUAUUAAAUGUGUCAAAUGCUUUUGAGUUUAAAUCCGCCCACAAUGUGCGUUUAUACCAGCUUUUUACAGCGCUUAUUGAGAAAAUAAAUUGAAGUUUAUGUGAGGUUUAAUUGAAAUCCUAUAGGCUCUGGUCUUUAUUAGGAGCGCACAGUGACAUGAAGAGAUGUGGAGUGUGCCAUGGUUGCUAAUGUAUUUUCCCCGUGUGGGACAAAUGACUAUGGCAAGUACUCUCCUUGCGCUGAAACCCUCAGCCAUCACUCAAUCAGUCAGGCAAUUUUGCCUGCCGUCGUAACCAUGGCAACUGCCUGUCGCUCACCCGUUUCGUCUAAAAUUGACCAAAGUCGUCAUUUCCCCCCGCCUACCCAUUUCACAGAUAGAGUGAAGAUGGUUGAUGAUUGCUGGGUGUCCGAGCUGCAAUUUGAGGGAAAGAAGCAACACUCAUUGACACUUCACCUCUGAGUUCUGUUAUUAGAAGCGGGAUAUGGUGAGACACGGGCGCCCGGCGCACAUACAGUAGGGACACAGCCUUUCCUACUUCACCCUGAGAAAUUAUUCAAUAGCAGGAAAGCAAGCAGUUUAAUUAUUGAAGGCUGUGCUUUUUGCAGUGACCUGAAUAAUGGGAAGCCAAACUCGACACAUGUAUCUGUUGUGUUCGGUCCACAGAGUCAUGCAAGCAGAGAAAACCAAACAACUCCCAUGUCUGACACGUCUAUCUAUCUGUUAUCACUUAUGCAUUUCUUUUAUUCCCCCUUUCCCCCCUUUGCCUCGACAGGUAUCGCUGUGGACAAGAAUGGACUGAUAUACUUUGUGGACGGCACCACGAUCCGGAAAGUGGACCAAAACGGCAUCAUAUCCACCCUCCUGGGCUCCAACGACCUGACGUCGGCACGCCCCCUGACCUGUGACAUCAGCAUGGAAAUCAAUCAGGUGGCUGUCAGAGUACCAGUCAGGCCUCCCUCAAGCCUGUUCUGUCCUCAAGUCAGGUCUCAUAGGGCUCACCUCACAGCGCCACCCUGUGGUACUCUCCAUGUCCAUCUAUGAGUCACUCAGUCUUUGGAGUGUUACAUAAUGCAGUCCCUCCUGGAUUCUGCGAUCGCAAUUUGUUUAGCAAAAUCAACAAUACCUUGCAUAUUCGAGGGCUUGCAAAUUUGACCAAUCAUUGUACUACUACUGCAUAAAAUAGGAAAACCUCUGCAGUAUUAGUGUAUAAAAGUGUCUGAAAACCGCACUACAAAAAGAUAGCUCGCAAUUUUAACCAAUCACCACUUUUACCGCAUAAAAUGGUUCAAUCAAGCCACACGUCAACAAACUUUUCCCCCCAUCAGCGCAUUUCCGUGACAAUUUGGACAAAAUUAUUGCAUACCAUGCAUAAUGUUAGAAUUGUUGCAGCAACAUCAAGCAUUUUUCCCUGCAACACUCACAGAAACUGAUCAUGAAAGUACUUGCACAGUUAAAUAAUAUGGUUAUUUCAGGGGAAGGAAAGUCAUUAGGAGGCAUUAUAUUGUUGUUUAAAAGACCCCUAUGCACUCUCAAGUUGCUGAGGCUUAUUGUUUGGUAUCUAGAGCAGUGUGUCCUUAUCUGUUCCUCAGGGACCCACAGGACUGCAUAUUUUUGUUGCAGCACACUAGCACAUCGGAUUCAUACAGUCAAAUAACACCAAGCCCUUGAUUAGUUGAAUCAGGUGAUGGAAGUUUGUGUAGUCAGCAGCUGCAUUUUUGAGGGGGUCAUUCCUACCAAACAGCAUGACAUUUCAACACUUGUCUAUCUAACAAUUUUCCACAUAUGCAAAAGAAUGAGUCUCUAAAAUCUGCCCUUAACAGCAUGAACAUAGUGCUUUGUCAGAAGACACUAAGUUAGCGUCUUAUGAGGGCAAGACACUUACUCAAUAUAACUUUGGCUCUCCUCUCAAACAUUAAUAUCAAUGUCCCCUCUAUCCCCUUCCAUUACAUACAAUCUCUGAUGUGGUGCAAAUGAAUAAUGAAGAAAAUAAAAAUGAAGAAAAUAUUUUAUCAUAUGAAAAUGGAAUGGUGGGCCUCCAUUACACACCAUAUAUUUAUGGUGUCCGGAGAGGACGUUUCAGGUGUGGAUUGGGGUCAAGAGUCAAACGCAACUUGGAUUGGGGUCCCUUACCUCUGCCCUUUACUCCAAGGGGACAUACCAGACAGCAUUUCCAUGUCUGUUAUCAGUACCCUAAGGGAGGCUUGAAACCAUCAGACAAGAAUUAAACAUGUCUUAAGUUAAUUAAAACAGUUCAAUGUUACAACACAACACAUAUCUUUUUGACUAGAUUAUAGUAACCUGAGGCAUAUUGUCCCUUAAGAAGGCAGACUGGCAGGCUUAAUGAAUGGCACAGAGACAGACAAUAAUGAGUUGUGUGCAGUCUUGAGGGCAAAAUGGCUUGUUAUUAAUCACUGUCUGGAAAUGAUGAUUAAGUAUGUGUUUUCCCACAGUUUUUGACAAUGCUGAUGUCACCCUGAAAUAUUUAGGAGAAUGUGGACAUUUAUAAUGGGACAAUGUUGCCAAUGUCACAUUGAUGAUGAUCAGACAAUAUAAUUUCAGGAGACAGGGAUGUCUCAAUACCACAUCUCUGUGAGAAAGUCAUGUCUCAAUGUCACAUAUCUGAGAGAAAGUAAUGUCUUAAUGCCACAUCUCUGUGGUGCCUAUAACAAUGUCCCUAUCUGCAGGUGCUCCUGGAGUGGCCCACCGACCUAGCGGUCAGCCCCAUGGAUAACUCCCUGUACAUCCUGGACAACAAUGUGGUCUUACGAAUCACUGAGAACGGCCAGGUCAGCAUUGCAGCGGGCCGGCCCAUCCACUGCCCGUUGGCCGGGAUGGACCGCGGGGAAGCCGGAGGUCAAAGGGCUGCGCUGACGCCCCUGGAGUCCGCUGUUGCCAUCGCCGUUUCCUACUAUGGCGCCAUCUUCGUCGCCGAAACUGACGAACGGAAGCUUAGCCGAAUCCGAACGAUAUCCGUCGACGGUGAAAUAACCCAUCUGGCAGGGUCGCCCUCCGACUGUGAUUGUAAGAACGACGUCAACUGCGACUGUUACCAGACCGGCGAGGGCUACGCCAAAGACGCCCGUCUCAACGCCCCAUCCUCUCUGGUCGUGGCGCCCGAUGGCACCCUGUACGUGGCAGACCUGGGCAACAUCCGCAUCCGUGCUGUUGGUAGAAACGGGCCUGUGUUGACCUCUAGCACCAACACCUUUGAAGUGGCGUCACCUGAUGUCCAGGAAGUGUAUGUCUUUGACGCCAACGGUACCCACCAACACACCUCCAGCCUCCUGACGGGUGACUUUAAGUACACUUUCAGCUACAGCAUGGAGAACGACGUUACCGCUGUGACCGAUAGCAAUGGGAACACCCUGAGGAUCCGCCGCGACCCCAACCGCAUGCCCGUGCGCAUAGUCGCCCCCGACAACCAGGUCAUCUGGCUGAUCAUGGGGACCAACGGUGGGCUAAAGACCUUGACAGCUCAGGGCCAGGAACUGGUGCUACUCACCUACCAUGGUAACACUGGCCUGCUGGCUACCAAAACCUCAGAAAUCGGCUGGACCACAUUCUACGAGUGAGUAUACAGAAGUAGGAGGGACUGAUUUUUCCAAUGUCAGAGUAGACCUUCACUUUUUAGGGUGAUGAGAGCCUGACUAGAUAAAUACUUGAUCAUAAGGUAAGUUGCUGCUUUCAACUUACAAUGAAUGUACAGUAUAUUCAGGUUUGAUUUUAAUUUGGUGGCAGUCAGUGACUUCCUUCACAUUGACACACACUCGGAAGUUUGCCUACAGUGUCAUAUUUUGAUCCUUUUAAAGGUUAUUCUACCAAGUUACGUAAAAAGAGACCAUGUGGUGACUGUGUGUGAGGUUGUUGGCUAGAUAUGCUCGACAAAAUGACACCAUGCAUCGAUGAAAGAAUUCAUGAAUCACAAUGAUCACCUUUACAUAAAGUUCUCUCUAUCUUUCAGCUAUGACAGCGAAGGCAGGAUAAUGAACGUGACAUUCCCCACCGGAACAGUGAAAAACCUGUACACCGACAUCUACAGGGCCUUGACUGUGGACAUUGAGAGCUCCUUGACUGAAGAGGAAAUUAGUAUUACCACCAAUACCUCCACCAUCCGUGCCUUCUAUACACUGGCUCAGGGUAAAGGCGUCCCCAUACUUCCCAGCCGAAACAGUUCGGUAGAGUUCGUGCAUAUCAGUGGCGGUAGAUGCCGGUUAAGAUUAGGGAGGACAGUUUUGUUUUUAUGAGCAUGGCAAUAUUUCUAUUACAGCAUAUUGGAUGACUGACAUUCAGAUUCCAUUCACCCAGCUCAAUGUAACAUCGAUAGGUUUAGGCUACUACAUGAUACUCUAAUUAUGCCUAUGCACAGGUCGAGAGAAAAAUUAGAGUAAUCAAUACCGCCUUGCACACUCUUGCCUGCAUCUAGCUGAUCUAGGGUGUAAUCAUUAGUCCAAACAGUUGCAGACGAGUGUUUCUAUUGGACAAAUUCAGGUAUGUUUAUCCCCGUUUCGUUCCGUUUGCUUCCAGUUAAGAAGUGUUUAUCAACAGAAUCGGCGGAAUGAAUACACCCCUGAUCACCCGCAAACACAGUUCACUUUCAUAGAAGCCACAUAAAAACAGUAUGAUCACUUUGCUCGUUGUAUAACUCCUUCUCGCAUCUAUACGCUCUCCUCCUCUCACCUUUUCCCUUAGCUUGUGGACUUCAGUGGGCAACACAACAGCUGUCUGUGACCAGGCGAUAAAACCUUUCCAAGCCAAACCUUCAUACCAUAACCGCUAACCACUACACACAGCCUACGUCAUUGUCACCAUAUUAGCUAUCAUCGUAGUCAACAUACAGUACCUUCGGAAAGUAUUCAGACCCCUUGACUUUUUCCACAUUUUGUUACGUUACAGCCUUAUUCUAAAAUUGAUUAAAUAGUUUUUUUCCUCAUCAAUCUACACACAAUACCCCAUAAUGACGAAGCAAAAACAGGAUUUUAUCAACUUUUGCAAAUGUAUUACAAAUAAAAAACUGAUAUCACAUUUACAUAAGUAUUCAGACCCUUUUCUCAUUACUUGGUUGAAGAACCUUUGGCAGCGAUUACAGCAUCAAGUUAUCUUGGGUAUGACGUAACAAGCUUGGCACACCUGUAUUUUGGGAGUUUCUCUCAUUCUUCUCUAGCGAUCCUCUCAAGCUCUGUCAGGUUGGAUGGGGAGCAUUGCUGCACAGCUAUUUUCAGGUGUCUCCAGAUAUGUUCGAUCGGGUUCAAGUACGGGCUCUUGCUGGGCCACUCAAGGACAUUCAGAGACUUGUCUCGAAGCCACUCCUGCGUUGUCUUGGCUGUGUGCUUAGGGUCGUGGUCCUGUUGGAAGGUGAACCUUCGCCCCAGUCUGAGGUCUAGAGCACUCUGGAGCAGGUUUUCAUAAAGUAUCUCUCUUUACUUUGCUCCAUUCAGCUUUGCCUCGAUCCUGACUAGUCUCCCAGUCCCUGCUGCUGAAAAGCAUCCCCACAGCAUGAUGCUGCCACCACCAUACUUUACCGUAGGGAUGCUGCCAGGUUUCUUCCAGACGUGACGCUUGGCAUUCAGGCCAGAGAGUUCAAUUUUGGUUUCAUCAGACCAGAGAAUCUUGUUUCUGAUGGCCUGAGAGUCUUAGGUGCCUUUUGGCAAGCUCCAAGCGGGCUGUCAUGUGCCUUUUACUGAGGAGUGGCUUCCGUCUGGCCAAUCUACCAUACAGGCCUGAUUGGUGGAGUGCUGCAGAGAUGGUUGUCCUUCUGGAAGUUUCUCCCAUCUCCACAGAGGAACUCUAGAGCUCUGUCAGAGUGACCAUAUGGUUCUUGGUCACCUCCCUGACCAAGGCCCUUCUCCCCCGAUUGCUCAGUUUGGCCGGGCGGCCAGCUCUAGGAAGAGUCUUGGUGGUUCUCAAACUUCUUCCAUUUAAGAAUGAUGGAGGCCACUGUGUUCUUGGGGACCUUCAAUGCUACAGAAAUUGUUUGGUACCCUUCCCCAGAUCUGUGCCUCAACACAAUCCUGUCUCAGAGCUCUACGGACAAUUCCUUUGACCUCAUGGCUUGGUUUUUGCUCUGACAUGCACUGUCAACUGAGGGACCUUAUAUAGACAGGUGUGUGCCUUUCCAAAUCAUGUCCAAUCAAUUGAAUUUACCACAGGUGGACUACAAUCAAGUUGUAAAAACAUCUCAAGGAUGAUCAAUGAAAACAGGAUGCACCUGAGCUCAAUUUCGAGUCUCUUAGCAAAGGGUCUGAAUACUUAUGUAAAUAAGUUAUUUCUGUUUUUUAUUUUUAAUACACUUGCUAAAAUAAAAAUAAAAAUGUUUUCGCUUUGUCAUCAUGGGGUAUUGUGUGUAGAUUGAUGAGGAUUUAUUUAAUCCAUUUUAGAAUAAGGCUGUAAUAUAACAAAAUGUGGAAAAAGUAACAGGGUCUGAAUACUUUCCAAAGGCACUGUAGCUACUAGGACUAACGUGUUACUAAACCCGCUACAAUCAUGCAGUACAGUGUACAGCAAGCAGUUUAUCACUGAACCAUGAGCCUCCUAGGUUUUGUAUUGAAGUCAAUGUACCCAGAGGAGGACAGAAACUAGCUGUCCUCCGGCUACACCAUGAAUUUUUUGUUUGUUUUGGACUUCAGUGAGGGUUUUUCAGCUGUUCAGGCACACAACAUUUUUCUGGAGGCAAGCCGAAGUCUACGCCCCUUCAUCGGUGAUUGGUCAGUAGGAAUUCUUCAAUAAAGUCUUUGUUGUCAUUCAACGAGAGACUACUCGUUUUAUGCAAAUUUUUUCAUUGAGAAAUACUGCACCAAACAUCUUAGUUAGACGUAAAAUUGCUCGACUAGGAUUUAUUCGUCAAAAACGUCAAAAGUAAUGAUAGAUUUCUUGAGUUAUCUUAGAUUAAUUCUGACUAUUUUGAGGAAGUGUAUACUGGCUACGGCGUCUCAAAAUGGACAAACGGUACUAUUGCCACUUUUUGCUCGUUUUUCAACCAAAGGUCUUUCAAGGGAGUAUGCGAGCACACUCGUUUGGUUCGCCUAGCCGACUUCGGCUAGCCGCCAGCCGAACUGAAGCAUGCUGACGCCUUAAUCCACACAUCUCCUCCUCUGUGUUGCUGAUAGACAAACAGUUCAGGCUGCCAUUUUAAAGGUGGUUAUUUGUCAUUGUUGCUGGGGUCUCAGAGCAAUGUUGAUUAAGCUUAAGUCAUGUAUCAUUAUGGGUGAGCGGUUUGACAGAAGACAGUGUAAAUGAUUACUCCUUCAGUGUGUGAGAUGAGCAGAAACCUUGUAUCUUUACGUUUUGUAUUUUGUUUCAAGCUAUUUAGUGAAUUCUUCCGUUUAUUGUAGUUCUAUAGUCCUUUUCUAAUGUUCAUCUGUUUUUCUAUUGGAAGGUAGUGUUAUUGUUAUCUAACAUGACAUAGGCAAGAUUUCCCUGAGUAUCCACAACAAUAAUUUAUAAUCACAGUACAAUGUUAUCAAUUAUGACCCUGUCUUUUUAUAUUUUCAGAUCAAUGUAGAAGCAGUUAUCAGGUGGGCUAUGAUAACUCUCUGAGAAUCACCUAUGCCAACGGAAUGGACACCCACUACCAGACAGAGCCCCACAUCCUGGCGGGCACUGCCAACCCCACAGUGGCACGGCGUAACAUGAGUUUGCCAGGGGAGAGUGGGCAGAAUCUGGUUGAGUGGCGCUUCCGCAAGGAGCAGGCCAGGGGCAAAGUCAUCGUUUUUGGGCGCAAGCUAAGGGUGAGUUUCACUGUUUUAUUCAGAGAGUUUCACUUAUUUCCAAGACAUAUAUGGGCGGCGCACAAUUGGUCCAGCGUCGUCCAAGGUAGGGGAGGGUUUGGCCGGCAGGGAUGUGGGUUCGUUUCCCACGGGGAGCCAGUAUAAGAAAUUAAAAAAAACUUGUAUGCAUUCACUACCUGUAAGUCGCUCUGGAUAAGAGCGUCUGCUAAAUGACUAAAAUGUAAAUGUAAACAUAUUGGUGUUCAGUCACUUAUAUUAACUGUGACACUUAACUCCCUGGCAGCAUCAAGAUUUGGGCACUGAUAAAUGCCUAAAUUGGAACCGCAGUGGCUGUACAGUAACAUGCUAUACAUGACGUCAGAGCUCUGACUCUGUGCUUCGCAGCGCUGUAUGGGUUUUGACUGACAGCCCUUUUAAACUUGAGCACCUUGCUCGACAAGGAGUUGCCCCAUUCCCUUCCGCUAAUUGGGCAACUUUUGCAAAUGUUUUGUUGUCUGAGUGAGGGAAAUGCUGUAUAGUAAGAGGACUCUACAUAUUUUGAAAGAUGAGACGUUAAGGAUUGUAAUAAGUACCGCUUUGAUGUCAUACGUUCAAGCCAAACACCUGUCCAAAUGUGCACUUCACAUUUCCAUAUCAUAAAGCUCAUGUCAUUAACAGUGUCAACGUUUAUGAUCACUGUUUGAUGUACAGUUACAAGAUGACAUGGUGUCAUACCCUGGGUUAUUCUGAAACAGAAUGAGCCUAUGUUUGUCUAUUGUGAAGAAAAUUUGCAGCGGCACACGUUCCUGAAGGCACUCAUGACUCCUUUGUAUGCUCACCAAAAUUCUGAUCUGUUUCCCUGAAUUGCAAGCCUAACACUUUAAUAUCGUAUUUUAUAACUUAGCUAGUCAUGUUGGCAAUAGAACAGGCCUUCAAAUGAUGCCCACCUGACCAAGAUUGCGAUUUAUAAUGGACCGUUUUUGGAUUGCAAAAAAGAGCAACAGUGAUUGUGUGAUGGUGGGGAUGCAGGGUUGUGUUCCAAACAAAACAACUACAAGUGUGCUUGCUCUAGUUCCUCAACGGCACAGCUAGGAGAGCUCAAAAAGCACCUUAUAGUUGAAGUCUCUUAUUUGAGUCAUAAAAGUGCAUUACAAUUACUUAGGAAAUGUGCACACAUUGGAGAGGUGUGUGUGGUCACUUGGCGACACCAGUUUGUCCUUUCACUUAAACCCUUGUGAUGUUUUUGGUCUUAUGUUACACCUACCCCACAUUUUCUAGGAAUAUUCUUAUCAUGUUACUGAAUAUAUCCAGAGUAUUUUCAGAUUUCGUUAUCAACAAAUGCUGUGAAAAGUAAAGUAAAUGUAAAAUGCACAUACAAUCAACAGUGUAAUGUUUGGAUUCAGUCUUGUCAGGUGAACUGUUGUGACCUCAAGUUUGGUCUCAUUAUUUACAGCUAAUCUCCAAACUGUUCCCUUUCAAUUGCUGCUAUGGUAAUGCAUUUCUUCUGUAAGAAACAUUUAAAAUGUACCCCUAUCCAUAUAGGCCAAUUCCCUUGAGUGUAAAGGGUUAACAGCAAUUUUGUCCCUACUAAAUUUAGGGGGGGGAUUUAAGACUUGCUGAGCAAAUGCCAGAGUUUAAUGAAGCCAUUGAAGGAGCUGUUAAUCUCCUCACACUGAAUGCCAAAGAGUGGCAAUCACACUAAAUGCCAUUUUAACAGGCAGCCAGACAAAACAGUAAGUGCACUCUCUGUUUGUUUUUGUUUUGUCUGGGCUUUGAUCCAAUACACAUAUUACCAACUAACAGGUGAACGGCCGGAACAUUCUGUCGGUUGAUUAUGACCGUACGCUGAGGACGGAGAAGAUAUACGACGACCACAGGAAGUUCCUGCUGAAGAUUAUCUAUGACGGCGCUGGCCACCCUGUGCUGUGGGUGCCCAGCAGUAAGCUGCUGCCUGUGAACGUCAGCCGGACCAGCAAUGGGCAGAUCAAUGCCCUCCAGAGGGGGCCGACCACGGAGCGGUUGGAGUAUGACAGUCAGGGACGCCUCGUGUCCAGGGUGUUUGCUGACGGGAAGAGGUGGAGUUACACCUAUCUGGACAAGGUGAGGGUUGAAGCGACUCUAUAAAAUGCUUUGGUUCUCCACUGGUCGAUCAAUGCACAAACACAAAUGGAGUACUUUUGAUGGUCAAAGUAAUUGUAUAUUAAAAUCGAUGCCACACACACCUUGCUUAAGCAGAACUUUUAAAUCUCACACACACACACAUCCACACAUAAUGUACUUGCCCACAUUACAGCUGUUCAUUAUGUUAACACCUCGCAAACUUCCCUAAGAACAUAACUCCUCGCAGAACUUAAAAUAAGUGAGAUCACUUACUGCAGGACUCGGCUGCAAGGACUUUUCCUCAUGCAAAACCAUGCAGAGAUUUCCUCACCCUCCUUGAGCUCAUCGCGUGACCAGGAUAGGCUGUGUCAACAGAGAAACAUGGGGCACACUGAAAGCCUUGGGAGCUCAAGGACACGCAGUGUGACAACGGUUGACUGGGCAUGGCAUUUUCACAGGAAGGGUGGCAGCCCACUGAAAGCACUUCUAGCAUCCAAAGUGCAUAUGAGUUAACUCUGAGUCUGCAAGGAUUUAAGGAGCCAGAAAUAAACGUGUGAAUGUCUGAUGCAAUUGUUUAGGCUAUUUAGUGAGCUGGUGGUGUAUGUAUCAUUAUUUGUAUUAAUAAAACAUAGCAUUUAUGGACCGUAUAAAAAUGAAUAUUUAAAGUACUGUAAAUAAUGUUGUUCUCCCUUCCCUCAUCUUUCCUCUAGUCAAUGGUGCUCCUGCUCCACAGCCAGCGUCAGUACAUCUUCGACUUUGACUCUCAGGAUCGGCUAUCUGCAGUCACCAUGCCCAGUGUGGCACGCUACACCAUGCAGACGGUCCGCUCGGUGGGCUACUACCGCAACCUCUUUCACCCGCCCGACAGCAAUGCCUCUGUCGCUGUGGACUACAGCGAGGACAGCCUCCUCCAGCGAGUGGCACACUUGGGCACCGGCCGCCAGGUCCUCUACAAGUAUCGGCGACAGAACAAGCUUGCCGAAGUCCUGUACGACAUCACACGGGUCAGCUUCACCUAUGACGAGAUGGCGGGCGUGCUAAAGACGGUCAACCUGCAGAGCGAGGGCUUUAUCUGUUCGAUCCGCUAUCGUCAAGUGGGCCCCUUGGUGGACCGGCAGAUCUUCCGCUUCAGCGAGGACGGCAUGGUUAACGCCCGCUUCGACUACACCUAUGACAGCAGCCUACGCAUUACUAGCGUGCAGGGUGUCAUCAACGAGACCCCGCUGCCCAUCGACCUCUACCAGUUCGACGAUAUCUCCGGCAAAGUCGAGCAGUUCGGCAAGUUCGGCGUCAUCUACUAUGACAUCAACCAGAUAAUUUCCACGGCCAUUAUGACCUACACAAAGCACUUUGACGCACACGGACGGAUCAAGGAGAUCCAGUACGAGAUCUUCCGAUCGCUCAUGUACUGGAUCACUUUCCAGUACGACGACGUGGGACGAUGUACCAAGAGGGAGAUCAAGAUCGGACCAUUUGCCAACACCACCAAGUACGGCUACGAGUAUGACGUGGAUGGCCAGCUCCAGACAGUCUACCUCAAUGACAAGGUCAUGUGGCGCUACACCUACGACCUGAACGGCAACAUCCACCUACUGAACCCAGGUAACGGCGCCCGCCUAAUCCCCCUGCGCUACGAUCUCCGCGACCGCAUCACCCGCCUGGGAGACAUACAGUACCGCAUGGACGAGGAUGGCUUCCUCCGCCAGCGAGGUUCUGAGAUCUUUGAGUACAACUCCAAAGGCCUCCUGGCCCGCGUCUAUAGCAAGAGCAAUGGCUGGACCAUCCAGUACCGCUACGACGGCCUGGGACGAAGGGUGUCCACCAAGACCAGCCUAGGGCAGCACCUGCAAUACUUCUACGCGGACCUGAGCUACCCCAGCAGAAUCACCCACGUUUACAAUCACUCCAGCUCGGAGAUCACCUCACUCUACUAUGACCUGCAGGGCCACCUGUUUGCCCAGGAGAUCAGCAGCGGAGAGGAGUACUACAUCGCCUGUGACAACACCGGAACCCCUCUUGCCGUAUUCACCAGCAACGGCCUCCUGAUCAAGCAGGUCCAGUACACAGCGUACGGGGAGAUCUACUUUGACUCCAACCCAGAAUUUCAACUGGUGCUGGGGUUCCACGGGGGACUCUAUGACCCGCUGACCAAAUUGUUGCAUUUUGGUGAGAGGGACUAUGACAUUAUGCCCGGCAGGUGGACUGUGCCUGACAUCAGCACGUGGAAACGAGUGGGGAAAGAGCCAGGUCCUUUUAAUCUCUAUAUGUUCAGAAACAACAACCCCAUCAGCAAAGUACAUGAAGUGAGAGAAUAUGUGGCAGGUAGGAUAUUUAUUGUCACUAUUAUUUUACUUACUAAUAUUCAAUGUGCACGUAGUGUAUACAUGUUAUUCAAAAGUUGAAAUGUUUAUACAUACUUUGUUCAUGCAUGUAAUUCGAGCUUAUUAAUGAUAACUAAGACACAAAUUACUUAUAUUAUAAAACAUUACCAUAUUUUCUACCUUGACAUAACCAUGCCAUGAAAUAUUUAUUAUGACUCUGCUCUUAUUUGUCCCAUGUAGAUGUGAAUAGCUGGCUAGUGACCUUUGGGUUCCAUCUACACAACACCAUUCCUGGCUUCCCAGUCCCAAAGUUUGACCUGACCCACCCCUCCUAUGAACUGAAGAAGAGCCAGCUUUGGGACGAUCUACCGGUUGGUUUCAUAUCUGACAUUAUUUCAAAAUCUCAGUUAUUGUCAUGCUAUUUGCAAUCCAUAUAUUAGUUAAAUGUAAAGUAAGCAGGGUGAUCUAAAAGACCAUAGUUGUUUGCUGGCUGAAUAUCAAGCACUUUGACAAACAAACAAAAUUCCUUGGUGAAAAGAAGCAUGUAAUCGCUUCUGCUCUACAGUUGCUUUCUAUUAAAUGUAUAUUUUGUUCUGUAGCCCCAUGUUUUUAAUUGGAAUGCUGGUUAGCCCAUAGCAUCCCAUUUAAUUGGACAGCUUUUGCAUAGGAACAAGUAAAAAAUUGCAUUUACAUUUGUUCUUUGAUUACAGUUUUUCCCAAUUGUUAACACACGUUUGCUGAAACUACAUCUCAGGUACUCUAAACACAAAACAGUUAGCCAAUUUCCCCAAACCCCACAGACAUCUUGCAAAAUAAACGCAGUAAUCAAAAUCAUGUACUCCCUGCUCAAAAUGAAACUCUGCAUACAAAUGAGACACACGCAAAUCAAAUGAAUCUAACUUAGUGACAACCGAGAUCACACUAAUGUGAUAUAUUCAAAACUACUAUCAGAACCUAUUUCAGUGUAAAGACUAAGAUGUUGUUGUUAUACUGUGUUUGUUUGUGUGUACUCAAACCAGAAAGUCACACCAAAUGCAAACAUUUGAUUUUUAGAUCUCAACGUGACUCAAUACAUUUUAAACAGCAUACUGUAAGCACACAUACAGUAGAAAUGCAAACAUACAGUAAAUAUAUAUCACAUUUUAUUUUAUUGGUCACAUACACAUAUUUAGCAGAUGUUAUUGCGGAUGUAGCGAAAUGCUUGUGUUCCUAGCUCCAACAGUGCAGUAGUAUCUAACAAUUCACAACAACACACACAAAUCUAAAAGUAAAGGAAUGGAAUUAAGAAAUAUAUAAAUAUUAGGAAGAGCAAUGUCGGAGUGGCAUUGACAAAAAUACAGUAGAAUAGAAUACAGUAUAUACAGUGGGGGAAAAAAGUAUUUAGUCAGCCACCAAUUGUGCAAGUUCUCCCACUUAAAAAGAUGAGAGAGGCCUGUAAUUUUCAUCAUACAGUGAGUGGAAAAAAGUAUUUGAUCCCCUGCUGAUUUUGUACGUUUGCCCACUGACAAAGAAAUUAUCAGUCUAUAAUUUUAACGGUAGGUUUAUUUGAACAGUGAGAGACAGAAUAACAACAAAAAAAUCCAGAAAAACGCAUGUCAAAAAUGUUAUAAAUUGAUUUGCAUUUUAAUGAGGGAAAUAAGUAUUUGACCCCCUCUCAAUCAGAAAGAUUUCUGGCUCCCAGGUGUCUUUUAUACAGGUAAGGAGCUGAGAUUAGGAGCACACUCUUAAAGGGAGUGCUCCUAAUCUCAGUUUGUUACCUGUAAAAAAGACACCUGUCCACAGAAGCAAUCAAUCAAUCAGAUUCCAAACUCUCCAACAUGGCCAAGACCAAAGAGCUCUCCAAAGAUGUCAGGAACAAGAUUGUAGACCUACACAAGGCUGGAAUGGGCUAGAAGACCACCGCCAAGCAGCUUGGUGAGAAGGUGACAACAGUUGUUGCGAUUAUUCGCGAAUAGAAGAAACACAAACGAACUGUCAAUCUCCCUCGGCCUCGGGCUCCAUGCAAGAUCUCACCUCGUGGAGUUGCAAUGAUCAUGAGAACGGCGAGGAAUCAGCCCAGAACUACACGGGAGGAUCUUGUCAAUGAUCUCAAGGCAGUUGGGACCAUAGUCACCAAGAAAACAAUUGGUAACACACUACGCCGUGAAAGACUGAAAUCCUGCAGCGCUCGCAAGGUCCCCCUGCUCAAGAAAGCACAUAUACAGGCCCGUCUGAAGUUUGCCAAUGAACAUCUGAAUGAUUCAGCGGAGAACAGGGUGAAAGUGUUGUGGUCAGCUGAGACCAAAAUGGAGCUCUUUGGCAUCAGCUCAAGUCGCCAUGUUUGGAGUAGGAGGAAUGCUGCCUAUGACCCCAAGCACACCAUCCCCACCGUCAAACAUGGAGGUGGAAACAUUAUGCUUUGGGGGUGUUUUUCUGCUAAGGGGACAGGACAACUUCACCGCAUCAAAGGGCCGAUGAACAGGGCCAUGUACCGUCAAAUCUUGGGUGAGAACCUCCUUCCCUCAGCCAGGGCAUUGAAAAUGGGUCGUGGAUGGGUAAUCCAGCAUGACAAUGACCCAAAACACACAGCCAAGGCAACAAAGGAGUGGCUCAAGAAGAAGCACAUUAAGUUCCUGGAGUGGCCUAGCCAGUCUCCAGACCUUAAUCCCAUAGAAAAUCUGUGGAGGGAGGUGAAGGUUCGAGCUGCCAAACGUCAGCCUCGAAACCUUAAUGACUUGGAGAAGAUCUGCAAAGAGGAGUGGGACAAAAUCCCUCCUGAGAUGUGUGCAAACCUGGUGGCCAACUACAAGAAACAUCUGACCUCUGUGAUUGCCAACAAGGGUUUUGCCACCAAGUACUAAGUCAUGUUUUGCAGAGUGGUCAAAUAUUUAUUUCCCUCAUUAAAAUGCAAAUCAAUUUAUAACAUUUUUGACAUGCGUUUUUCUGGAUUUUUUUGUUGUUAUUCUGUGUCUCACUGUUCAAAUAAACCUACCAUUAAAAUUAUAGACUGAUCAUGUCUUUGUCAGUGGGCAAACGUACAAAAUCAGCAGGGGAUCAAAUACUUUUUUCCCUCACUGUAGGUACACGUCAACUAUGACGGACAAAUUGAGGGAAAAAAAUCCAGAAAAUCACAUUGUAGGAUUUUUUAUGAAUUUAUUUGCAAAUUAUGGUGGAAAAUAAGUAUUUGGUCACAUACAAACAAGCAAGAUUUCUGGCUCUCACAGACCUGUAACUUCUUCUUUAAGAGGAUCUUCUGUCCUCCACUCGUUACCUGUAUUAAUGGCACCUGUUUGAACUUGUUAUCAGUAUAAAGGACACCUGUCCACAUCCUCAAACAGUCACACUCCAAACUCCACUAUGCCCAAGACCAAAGAGCUGUCAAAGGACACCAGAAACAAAAUUGUAGACCUGCACCAGGCUGGCAAGACUGAAUCUGCAAUAGGUAAGCAGCUUGGUUUGAAGAAAUCAACUGUGGGAGCAAUUAUUAGGAAAUGGAAGACAUACAAGACCACUGAUAAUCUCCCUCGAUCUGGGGCUCCACGCAAGAUCUCACCCCGUGGGGUCAAAAUGAUCACAAGAACGGUGAGCAAAAAUCCCAGAACCACACGGGGGGACCUAGUGAAUGACCUGCAGAGAGCUGGGACCAAAGUAACAAAGCCUACCAUCAGUAACACACUGCGCCGCCAGGGACUCAAAUCCUGCAGUGCCAGACGUGUCCCCCUGCUUAAGCCAGUACAUGUCCAGGCCCGUCUGAAGUUUGCUAGAGUGCAUUUGGAUGAUCCAGAAGAGGAUUGGGAGAAUGUCAUAUGGUCAGAUGAAACCUAAAUAUAAAUAUUUGGUAAAAACUCAACUCGUCGUGUUUGGAGGACAAAGAAUGCGGAGUUGCAUCCAAAGAACACCAUACCUACUGUGAAGCAUGGGGGUGGAAACAUCAUGCUUUGGGGCUGUUUUUCUGCAAAGGGACCAGGACGACUGAUCCGUGUAAAGGAAAGAAUGAAUGGGGCCAUGUAUCUUGAGAUUUUGAGUGAAAACCUCCUUCCAUCAGCAAGGGCAUUGAAGAUGAAACGUGGCUGGGUCUUUCAGCAUGACAAUGAUCCCAAACACACCGCCCGGGCAACGAAGGAGUGGCUUCGUAAGAAGCAUUUGAAGGUCCUGGAGUGGCCUAGCCAGUCUCCAGAUCUCAACCCCAUAGAAAAUCUUUGGAGGGAGUUGAAAGUCCGUGUUGCCCAGCGACAGCCCCAAAACAUCACUGCUCUAGAGGAGAUCUGCAUGGAGGAAUGGGCCAAAAUACCAGCAACAGUGUGUGAAAACCUUGUGAAGACUUACAGAAAACGUUUGACCUGUGUCAUUGCCAACAAAGGGUAUAUAACAAAGUAUUGAGAAACUUUUGUUAUUGACCAAAAACUUAUUUUCCACCAUAAUUUGCAAAUAAAUUCAUAAAAAAUCCUACAAUGUAAUUUUCUGGAAUUUUUUUCCUCAUUUUGUCUGUCAUAGUUGACGUGUACCUAUGAUGAAAAUUACAGGCCUCUCUCAUCUUUUUAAGUGGGAGAACUUGCACAAUUGGUGGCUGACUAAAUACUUUUCCCCCCCACUGUACAUAUGAAAUGAGUAAAGCAGUAUGUAAACAUUAUUAAAGUGACCAGUGAUUCCAUGACUAUGUAUAUAGAGCAGUAGCCUCUAAAGUGCAAGGUUGAGUAACUGGGUGGUAGCUGGCUAGUGAUGGCUAUUUAACAGUCUGAUGGCCUUGAGGCCUCAGUCUCUUGGUCCCAGCUUUGAUGUACCUGUACUGUCCUCGCUUUCUGGAUGGUAGCGGGGUGUACAGGCCGUGGCUUGGGUGGUUGAUGUCCUUGAUUAUAUUUUUUAGUUUUGGUCCGGCCACAGACUUUCAUCAACAUCACAGGCGAUAUUCUCCUUGGCCAGACAGCGGGAGAAAUAUCUUCUAGCAUGACGCAUCCACCCCUGACAGGACUCUGCUGGAAUGUCACCACAGGCCUCCAUCAAUGCCUGGAGAAGGGCAAUACGUUCAUGGGGUUUGCGAUCAUACACCUUCCACCAACAUGCUGAAAACAAGUCCUCAAUUGGGUUGAGAAAUUGGGAAUAUGGUGGGAGAUAUAGAAUUGUAAACCUGGGAUGGUCAUGAAACCAGUUGCAGACUUGAGUAGCCUGACGGAAACUCGACUUUUUCCCAAAUUAGAACAUACAUUUGCUGCUCAGGAUCACCUGGUGCUCUGGCUGAAAAACAUUUGAAUGUAAGGUGUUCAGGAAAUUAAGGAGAUGGGGAGUGCUGUAUGGUCCAAGGGUGGCAUGGCGAUGAAGGACCCCAUUGUGGCUCAUAGCUGCACAUAUGAUGACAUUUCCUUCACGCUGGCCAGGUACCUCAGUGAUGGCGCGUUGACCAAUGAUGUUCCUUCCUCUCCUCCUCGUCUUCACUUAAUUGAACCCAGCCUCAUCUAUGAACAUGAGUUCCUGGGGGAUGGGACUUGCAUCCAAAUCCAUGAUUCUCUGAAAUGACAGUAAAUACUGUAAUUGCUGUAUAAUCUCUGUUUCAAGAGUGUAGUACUAGUACAUAACUUACUUGCACAUAUUCGUACCAUUUUAUUAUUCACUCUUUGGGAAUUCCUUUCAAAUGGGACUCUGUAGAUUAUUUUCAUCCGGAGAUGGUGUUUCUUAAGGAUCCGGGCUAUGGUUGAUAAGCUCACUCUGAUGUUAUGGAAGAUGGCAGGGUUUUCAAUAAUUAGUUGUUGGAUUUCCCUCAGUCUUAUGGCAUUAUUUUAAACUAUCAUUUGCACAAUGGCAGGCUCCUGUUCGUCUGUAAAUAGACGCGUUCUACCACCACGUGGUGGUCGUCUUUCAGUUCUACAAAAACAAAUAGCAUACAGUACAGUAAAGUGUACAGUAAUACAGCAUACAAGAUAAACAUGUUACAAAGUAGUAUAGCUCCCAAUUUCAUACAUACAGUGCAUUCGGAAAGUAUUCAGACCCCUUCACUUUUUCCACAUUUUGUUAUGUUACAGCCUUAUUCUAAAAUGUAUUACAUUUACAAAAUCCUCAUCAAUCUAUAAUAAUGCCAUUUAGCAGACGCUUUUAUCCAAAGCGACUUACAGUCAUGCGUGCAUACAUUUUUUGUGUAUGGGUGGUCCCGGGGAUCGAACCCACUACCUUGGCGUUACAAGCGCCAUGCUCUACCAACUGAGCUACAGAGGACCCCAUGAACGUAUUGCCCUUCUCCAGGCAUUGAUGGAGGCCUGUGGUGACAUUCCAGCAGAGUCCUGUCAGGGGUGGAUGCGUCAUGCUAGAAGAUAUUUCUCCCGCUGUCUGGCCAAGGAGAAUAUCGCCUGUGAUGUUGAUGAAAGUCUGUGGCCGGACCAAAACAAAAAAAUAUAAUCAAGGACAUCAACCACCCAAGCCACGGCCUGUACACCCCGCUACCAUCCAGAAUCUACACAUAAUACCCAAUAAGGACAAAGCAAAAAUAGGUUUUUAUUGUUUUGGGGAAAUGUAUUAUAAAUAAAAAACAGAAAUACCUUAUUUACAUAAGUAUUCAGACCCUUUGCUAUGAGACUCAAAAUUGAGCUCAGGUGCAUCCUGUUUCCAUCCUUGAUAUUUUUCUACAACUUGAUUGUGGUAAAUUCAAUUGAUUGGUCAUGAUUUGGAAAGGCACACACCUGUCUUUAUAAGGUCCCACAGUAGACAGUACAUGUCAGAGCAAAAACCAAGCCAUGAGGUCGAAGGAAUUGUCCGUAGAGCUCAGAGACUGUGUUGAGGCACAGAUCUGGGGAAGGGUACCAAAACAUUUCUGCAGCAUUGAAGGUCUCCAAGAACACAGUGGCAUCUGUCAUUAUUAAAUGGAAGAAGUUUUGAACCACCAAGACUCUUCCUAGAGCUGGCCGCCCGGCCAAACUGAGCAAUCGGGGAGAAGAGCCUUGGUCAGGGAGGUGACCAAGAACCCGAUGGUCACUUUGACAGAGCUCCAGAGUUCCUCUGUGGAGAUGGGAGAACCUUCCAGAAGGACAACCAUCUCUGCAGCACUCCACCAAUCAGGCCUUUAUGGUAGAUUUGCCAGACGGAAGCCACUCCUCAGUAAAAGGCACAUGACAGCUUGCUUGGAGUUUGCCAAAAGGCACCUAAAGGACUCUCAGACCAUGAGAAACAAGAUUCUCUGGUCUGAUGAAACCAAGAUUGAACUCUUUGGCCUGAAUGUAAAGCGUCACAUCUGGAGGAAGCAUGGUGGUGGCAGCAUCAUGCUGUGGGGAUGUUUUUCAGCGACUGGGAGACUAGUCACGAUCGAGGGAAAGAUGAACAGAGCAAAGUACAGAGAGAUCAUUGAUGAAAACCUGCUCCAGAGCGCUCAGGACCUCAGACUGGGGCGAGGGUUCACCUUUCAACAGGACAAUGACCCUAAGCAUACAGCCAAGACAACGCAGAAGUGGCUUCGGGACAAGUCUCCGAAUGUUCUUGAGUGGCCCAGCCAGAGCCCGGAAUUGAACCCAAUCGAACAUCUCUGGAGAGACCUGGAAAUGGCUGUGCAGCGACGCUUCCCAUCCAACCUGACAGAGCUUGAGAGGAUCUGCAGAGAAGAAUGGGAGAAACUCCCUAAAUACAGGUGUGCCAAGCUUGUAGCGUCAUACCCAAGAAGACUCGAGGCUGUAAGUGUCUGCAGGACAUACCUAUUCUCAUUUUGGAACGUCCGAAUGAUGGAUGCUACGGUGAAGCGUCUCAGAUUGGGCUGCACUCUCUGCCCCUCUUAAGGUCAAACAAUGGUUGACCACAUGGUCCACCACAGUCUCCCGAAUUUCAUCAGGGGUUAACUCUCCUUGUUCUUAGUCUUCCUUCACCUCCACCUCCACCUUCACCUCCACCUCCACCUCUACCUCUACCUCUACCACCACCUCCACCUCUAUCUCUACCUCUCUCUGCCAAGUUUGCUUCCUUUGUUCUCCAAACACAGGAGUACUCACUUGUAGCCUUUUUAUCCAUACCAAAGGUCUGAUUGCAAAGUGAACACUUACGCAAAUAGUGUUUGCACAUGUGAACAGUGAAAGUGAUCAAUUGGUAAUUGAGCUUAGCUUGUUGAACAGUGUUGCUUUUCAUUCGCACACAAUAGGUUUUAGUUGUGAAGGUUCUGCCAAAGUAGAGAAUUGUGUGUUAUGUUUUGCCAAAUGUUUGUUAUAGAAUUGCAUUCUGAGUGUAAAGCAAAACGUGUUGAUAGUAUUGCAGAUUUGGUGUAUGGUUCUGCUAAAUUAGUUACAGUUUUGGGCCAUUAUGCCUCAUGGGCCAGUUUUAGUGUGUAAACAACUGGGAAAAACUGUAAUAUGGAAGAGUAACAAAUAACUUAUCUCAAACUUUUCAUUUGUUGUAUCCAAUUAAUAACUUUUUCUGCUGUCCAAGACAGUGUUAUAGUUUUCCUUGCAUUAAACAUUCAUAACACAAAUAUAAUCAUACUUACAAAUUUAUAAGCAAUGCAUACAGACAUUUUUAAGCACUACAUACGUGACAUUUCCACUUGUUAACACAAUCAUUGUUAACACAAUCGUUAUGAAUGUUUAUUCAAUGAUUAUUACGCUGUCAUGAAUUGCAUGUUAAUCUUGAUAUAAAAAAAAUCCCCACUGGCAUUUUACCUUGUUUUAGCUUUAUCCCACUGCCUGGUAAUACAAUUAUCUUGCAGGCACAUGAAAAGUCUUUGAAGCCUGCUUCUGCUCAUGAAUGGACUGCAGUGUGAGGUUCUGCCACGCUCAGAUGUUAACGUUUCACUGCACUCUCUUUACAGUCCAUCUCUGGGGUCCAGCAGGAAGUUACCAGACAGGCGCAUGCCCUCCUGUCGUUUGAGCGGCUGCCGGAGGUCUAUGCGGUCCGAGGCCGCCGAGGUGAGAAGCCCUGGUUCUGGUUUUCAGCCGCCCAGUCCCCUAUCGGGAGGGCUGUCAUGUUCGCCAUCUACAAGGGCACUGCCCACACUCACUCGCUCAACGUGGCCAACGAGGACUGCAUCAAGGUGGCCACUGUCCUCAACAACGCCUUCUACCUGGAAAACCUGCACUUCACCGUGGAAGGCCGCGACACUCACUACUUUGUCAAGCCUGGCCUGCCCGACGGUGACCUGGCUGCGCUGCGCCUCACCAGCGGCCAUAAGACCCUGGAGAAUGGGGUCAACAUCAGCGUGUCCCAGUCCACCAUGGUCAUGGACAGCCGGACGCGCCGCUUCGCAGACGUGGAGUUGGGUCGGGGGCCACUAGCGCUGCACGUGCGCUACGGCUCCACGUUGGAUGAGGAAAAAGCCCGUGUUCUUGAGUUGGCCCGCCAGAGGGCGUUAGUGAGUGCGUGGGCCAACGAACAGCAGAAGGUGAGCAACGGUGAGGAGGGAGGCCGUCCAUGGACAGAGGGAGAGAAGAGGCAGCUUCUGAGCAACGGGAAAGUGCAGGGGUACGAUGGGUACUACGUACUUUCCAUUGAGCUAUACCCGGAGUUAGCGGACAGUGCUAAAAACAUUCAGUUCCUACGGCAAAGUGAAAUAGGGAAA